Molecule: messenger RNA, 44437 nt
Organism: Podarcis lilfordi (Lilford's wall lizard)
Lineage: Eukaryota; Metazoa; Chordata; Lepidosauria; Squamata; Lacertidae
Source: the annotation of a GenBank genome assembly
AGGAGAGGGGGGCGUGGUCCGGGGGGAGCCGCUCUCUCUCUCUCUCUCCCUCGCUUGGCUGGCUGGCGGGAGGGAAAGUCUGGGAGGCAGCGCGGGGGGCUUCACCCCGCACAGCUUCUGCGGCGGCCCCCCUCGCCCUCGGCGGGGAAGGGGGCUUGCAGGCCCCCUCCUCCUCCUCCUCGCUCCCCCCUCUUCCCGAUCAUGGAGCCCAAGCCGCGUCUUUUCAAACGCCUCGCCUCCUCCGGCGGCAGGAUCUGCUCCCCGCCGCCCGGCUUGACGUCUGCCGUACCCUGUUGCCCCGACGGCAGCCCCCCGGCGCCCGGCUUGUGCUGCGGGGUGAUCUCCGCCUCCUGCAAGCCGCUCGCCUCCCCGUACCCCCCUUCCUCCUCCUCCUCCGAGGCAGCCAGCAACGCCGUCUACACGGUGCUGGUGGAAGAUCCGGCGUCGAUCCGAAGGAGGUCCCGGCGCAGGAGCUGCGAGGACGGCGCCGGCAGGAGCUCCCCGGCCGGCAGCAAAGGCAGGCUGCAGCUUUUGCAAAAGGUAAGAAGCGGCGGAAGGCGGCGGCGGCGGCAACUUGGCUCUCCCGCCCCGUCUGGUCCCGUCCCGUGUCGCUGCUGCUCCCGGCCUCGGCCGCGCUGUCGGAUCUGGCGAAGGAGAAGCGGGUGGGUGUGUCCCGCCAUGGCGCACAGGAGCACGGAGGGCGGGCGAGAGACGCAGGCGACUAGCUGAAGUUGCGAAGACUCGACGGUCGUGGGCUUCGCGGCGCUGCUGCUUCCUUCGUGGACUUUUGGGGCGGGGAGAGAGAUACGGCCGUCCUGCGCAGGGGAGGCCAGGAGUGCGGGGCGUGUGUAGGGAAUAUUAUUUUUGCAGAGAUCGGAAAAAGGAGAGUCCCCAACGCGUUUGGCAAGAAACUGCUUAGAGCCUUGGAGGCGGAUUUCGGUUGGGGGGGUGCAUUAUAUUUGCAAACGGGGGGAGGGGGAGGGGAACCACCCGGAGCCAUGCAUGGCAGCUGGAGGGUGGGACCGGGAAGUUGCAUAGGGAGGGUGGGCUGGAGGAGCGGCCCUUACACGAAGCCACCGAGAGCCGCCGCGCUUGCUUGCAAAAUAAAGAAGCCCCGGGUGGGUUGGAAAGACCCGGCUUCUUUGCAGACGGCACCCGCGCGCGCACCCUUUUUCCCUAGGCUCGGAGAGCGGAAACUAGCCGCGCAGUGCGAUCCUUGGAGCGCUUUACUCGGCCGUCAAUUCUAAAUAGUAGUUGGGGGCUCCGCUAGGCCCCCGAAGCAAAAAGGGCCCGUGCCAGCGCCGAGCCCCUGCCACGCUGCGCUUGCAAAGAGAGACCGUGCGCGCCGUCGGGUCCAGCUGGCAAACCCGAGAGGCGCCCGGCUUCCCCGGCCUUGCAGCAACCCCGGCGAAAAGUUAGAUUCCCCUUCGCGAAAAGAUGGCGCCUCUCGCUGCUUGCUUUGCUUGCGCUGAAAGUUUUUGAUCGAGGGGAGGGAAUUGCAAUGGGCCGGGACGUGGAGCGGAGCUGCAGAGAGCCGCCUUUUCUCUCUCUCUCUCUUUCCGCCCGAGCCCAUCCCCGCCCCAUCGGGUCUCCACCCCUGCAUGGCGGGGCGCGAGCUGCUCGGAGGGACGGGCCAUCAAUCACUCUGCAGAACAGGCACCGCGCUGGGCCAGGAGGGGAGGGCCCACCGGGGUGGGUGGGCUCGGCCUCGGUUUGUGGGUGGGGGAAAGAGCAGCGCUCGCCUCCGGAGCGCUUCGCUGGGGAUUCGCACGUGCGCCGUGCAGGGGGCGGGGAGGCGUCGCUUCUGGAUCCUGCUGGGAGUCCGAAAGGGCGAGUUGAGUCGCAGGCGGCGGCGGGCAGAAUCUGGAGCUCGUGGGAGUUGGAGGCCAGAACAUCUGCAGGGCACCUGCUUGGCAAUGUUGGGCCUUGAUUAUUCCUGCGUUGCGGGAGGGGUGGACUAGAUGAGCUUUGGUGGUCCCUUGUAGGAAAAGUUGUGCUGGACCAGGCCGGUGGCCCACUUUGCCCAGCACCUUCUCUCCUCCUGCAGUUUGCAGUGUCCUAUUUGGAAUAGUAAAGGUAAAGGGACCCCUGACCAUUAGGUCCAGUCGUAGCCAAAUCUGGGGUUGCGGCGCUCAUCUCGCUUUAUUGGCCGAGGGAGCCAUCAUACAGCUUCCAGGUCAUGUGGCCAGCAUAACUAAGCCGCUUCUGGUGAACCAGAGCAGCGCACGGAAACACCGUUUACCUUCCCGCCGGAGCGGUACCUAUUUAUCUGCUUGCACUUUGACAUGCUUUUGAACUGCUAGGUUGGCAGGAGCAGGGACCGAGCAACGGGAGCUCACCCCGUCGCAGGGAUUCGAACCACUGACCUUCUGAUCAGCAAGUCCUAGGCUCUGUGGUUUAACCCACAGUGCCACCCUCAUCAAUACCUCAUCACAAAAGGCCCUACCUGCCCGCGGACUGUCUCACCAGAGUGGUGCAUGCUCUAGUUAUCUCCUGCUUGGACUACUGCAGUGCACUCUAUAUGGGGCUACCUUUAAAGGUGACCCGGAAACUGCAAUUAAUCCAGAAUGUGGCAGCUAGACUGGUGAUGGAAGCGGCCGCUGGGACCACAUAACACCAGUCCUGAGAGAUCUGCAUUGGCUCCCAGUAUGUUUCCAAGCACAAUUCAGAGCGUUGGUGUGACCUUUAAAGCCCUAAACGGCUUCAGCCCAGUAGACCUGAAGGAGCAUCUCCACCCCUGUUGUUGAGCCCAGACACUGAGAUCCAGCUCCGAGGGCCUUCUGGUGGUUCCCUCAUUGCGAGAAGUGAGGUUAUAGGAAAACAGACAGAGGGCCUUCUCGGUAGCGGCUCCUGUCCUGUGGAACACCCUCCCUUCAGAUGUCAAAGGAAAUAAGCAGCUAUCUUCUUUUUAAAAGACAUCUGAAGGCAGCCCUGUUUAGGGAAGUCUUCAAUAUUUAAUGCUGUAUUGUUUUUAACACUCGAUUGGGAGCCGCCCAGAGUGGCUGGGGAAACUCAGCCAGAUGGGUGAGGUAUAAAUAAUAAAUUAUUAUUCUAUUAUUAUUAUUGUUGAGUUGGAAAGGGGCAAGUGAAAUGAUCGAGCUGGUGGAAUGAGAAAAUGUUCCAGUGUCUGGGACUUUUUAGUUUAGAGAAAAGGUGAAUAAGAGGGGAUAUGGUAGAGGUGUGUGGAAGCAUGCACUGCAUGUAGAAGGUGAAAAUAGAAGUUUUUCCUCCCAUCCUUACACUAUAAAUCAUGGCUAUUAAAGGAAGCUGAAGGUUGGAAAAUUCAGGACAGAUAAGACAAUCCUUUGAGCAGUGCAUUGUUAAACUGGAACUCUCUAUUUUAUACUGGGAAGAGGCAGAUUGGGGGCCACCACCAAGAAGACCUCUCCUUUGUUUCCAGCCUCUGAACAUCACUUGUAGGGGGGCAUGCACAAGUCUAAACAGGCUUGAAAGUGUCUAGGCAAAUUUCAAGAUCUAAGGGGAGCUGGGAGGGAUUUUCCAAUGAGCUGGAGCUUCCAUGUUGCUUGGGAAUCCUUCCUGACCAUGUUCCAGGAAUCUGUUUUAUGCAGAGUCAUAUCACUCGUCUAUUCAGCUCCAUGGUGCCUAUGCCAUGGAUGAGAAAUCGGUGGCCCUCCAGCUGCUGAUAGGCCACACUUGUCCGAUUCCUUGACCAUUAACCCUGCAGGCUGGGGCUGAUGGGAGUUGGAGUCCAGUAACAUCUGGAGGGCCAGAGGCUCCCCAUUCCAGGUCACAGUGUGGUUGCACCUCUACAGAAUUUUGGACUGGAAGUUUGUUUAUUUUUAUUAUUUGCAUUAAUUUAUUAAAUUUAUAUACCACACUUCACCACAAUAUCUCAGGGCGGUUCAAUACAAGUUAAAAACAAGUAAAUAACUAAAACAAAAAGAACUAAACAAUUUAGCCCCCCCGCCCUUCCCACAGACACACUGUAGAAUAUUAAUCAGCCAAAGGCCUGGUUGAAGAAGAACAUGUUCGUCUGGCGCCUAAAGACAUACAAUGUGUGUUUAGGGAAGUUUUUAAUGGCUGAUGUUUUAAUUUAUUUUUAAUCUUGCUGGAAGCCGCCCAGAGUGGCUAGGGAAACCCAGCCAGAUGGGUGGGAUAGAAAUUAAUAAUAAUAAUAAUAAUAAUAAUAAUAAUAAUAAUAAUAAUGGUCCCCGGCUAGCCUCCCUAGGGAGAGCAUUCCACAGACGGGGAGCCACUGCAGAAAAGGCCCUGUUCUCGUGUUGCAGCCCUCUGGACCACUCACGGAGGCGCAGGGCCUCAGAUGGUGAUUGUAGUGUCCGGAUUGGUGCAUAUGGGGAGAGGCGGUCCUUGAGGCUUGGCGGUCCUGAGUCGUUUAAGGCUUUAUAGGUCAAACCCAGCACUUCGAAUUGGGCCCAGAAACUAAUUGGCAGCCAGUGCAGUCGGGCCAGGAUCGGUGCAUGAUGCUCAAACCGUCUUGCUCAACCUGGCCUGCUGAACUCUGCGCCGGCUGAAACUUCCGAACCGUCUUUGGAGGCAGCCCUACGUACAGUGCAUUGCAGUAAUCUAGAGGUUACCACUGUGUAGACAGGGUUAGGCCAAGGUGCUCUGUCACUGAGGUGCAACCCCUCUCUGAAUGGUGAGGGUUGCCCACCCCUCCCCGAAGAAGUGAGGGGCAAGGUUCAUGGGUGGAAUCGCUCUCUUAGGGAACCGUCGUGUCUCAGGGUCUCCAAGCAGAGAUGGGAGGCUGGUGGGUCUGGUGUUUUAACAGGCUCCCAAGGCCAGCCCCAAUGGGAUUCGUUGGGGCUUCAUGGCUAGGGCUGGGUCCCUGUGAUUUAGUGCGAUGGAAGUUCACCCAAGCCUUGCUACCUUUUGGGUUGGAGGCCGGGUGCUCUUGAGAAUAAGCAAGGUUUCGUGCAAGAGUGGAGAAUCUGCUACCUUUCAGAUGCUGUUGGGCUGAAGCUAACAAAAAAGUUACUAUAAUAUCACACACACACACAAAACGUGUGUUUAUCCUCACACACCUAUAAACAUAAGCACCCCUAUUAAACCCUUAAUAAGCCAGUCCUAAUAUGCCAAACAUAAUAACACUCUUAAGCCAAACGUUUCUUUGGUACUGCUCUGGUGUGCUGUUGAAAACAUUACAAUUCUACUAAUACAAAUAUUUCAAGGUCAGCCCUUCAUCAAAACAGCCUUUUUCUGAUUCUCUCCAUCUGCCCCCAAAGUAAUUUGGGGAGGGUGUCUCUUUUUCAACCUCUUGCCCCCUAACUUCCAUCCUCCCUGGUAGGGCUGGGUGAUGUUUUUCAGCAUCAUGAUUUUUCACCAGCUAAACAUCACAAUAUAUCGAUAUAUCACAAUGUAUGAAAUAAGGAUGGAGGCUUCACGGUUUUCCCCGCAUUGUGAUUUUUGCAUAGCAUAACACACACUCACACACCAUGAUUCAUAAUAUAUAUCCAGGUCUAAAAUCAUGAAACCGAUAUCACAAUAUGGACCAGUUUUGGACAAUAUAUUGCCCUUGCCUGCUGGUGCAGAUGGAAAUGGGAUUCUAGCUCCUAUUUUAGCAGGUCAGCAGUACCACUGAAUGUCCACUAGAUGGACGCUGCUGCGAUUCACUCAUGGGACACAUAUUUUCUCCCUGGGCUUUUUUAAAAGUGGGGAAAUGGUGUGGAAUAAUUGGCUUUGAGGCUGGAGGCAGAGUCAUGCACACUUCCUUGAAAUUUCACCUUGGUAUCCGUUCUCCAGCCUUAACCUGACAUGCAACAGGUUUCACCAGCUUCGUAGUCAUGAGGCCUAGAAACUUGGUGGUGUGCUUUUAAUUGUUUUGUUAAAGUUGAGGUUCUAGAGUUGUACAACCGCCGCUUGGAUGUGCAAGGGCGCCUACAUCACCGGUCAGAACUUUGGAACCGGUGCUGAGGGCGGUCCAGAGAGGUCCAGUCUGCUGCAGUGGUCGCAUUCUGUAGACAGAUGCAGCCCUGGUUCACUCUCCUGUUUUUAAGAAAGAAAGCUCUCUGGGAAGCUGACUCCUUGCAGCAUUGAGUUCAUACCAGCAGAUGCCCUCUGUCAACAAGCAAGGCGCUCGUCUGAGUUUGAGCUGCAGAGUGGCAGCCGAGCGUUGGAGAGUUUUCCAAUUUGGUGUCGUCUACAAGUAAUCUCUUAGUGCGGAGUGAGAUAAGCUAUAAAGGACAGGAAUUAAGACCGGGGUGGGGAGGGAAGGUACAUUUAUUAUUUGGCUAUUUAGAGCAUUUGUAACCUGCUCCUCAGCCAAUAAGGCUCCCAAAGCAGCUUACAUCAUCAUCAUCAUCAUCAUCAUUUGCAAACUUUAUAUACCGCCCUUCAUCCGAAGAUCUUGAGACUGUUCACAAGAUAAAAAUACAGGAUAGAAGCACAAAAUAAAUAGCAAAAACAAUUGCCCCGCAGACAUACAAUCUUAAAAAACAAACAAACCAGAAACCCACAGCACACAAGGAGAGAGGAUCAGGGAGGGAAGAGGAAAACAAAAACCCAGACAACAAUUUCUGAACAGUUGUUCCUAUAAUAUCCAGGUGCAGGAUGUGCCUGAUGGACCUCUUGCAGAGCAGGUGGAAGGAGCCUUGCUUCCCAGCUCUCCCACCCCCAAGUGAUGUAGCAAUAGUUUCUGCAGGUUACAGGAGGGUGGGGUGUCCUCCCAGCCCUACUGGGAGACGCUGGGAAUGGAACCUGGGACCUUUUGCAUCUGAGGUGUGUGCUCUAACAUUUUGCUGCAGCCCUUGCCCAGCCAGGUGUUGCUGGCUUGCCCAGUGAGUGUCAUUUCUCGCAGCCUCGCUCUCAGACUGCUGCAAUCCAGGGCUUUCCUGUUGACCUGGGUUGGCUGAUAUCAGGGAUGGGGAAUCCCUUUCUGCCCCAGGGCCGCAUUGCCUUCCAGACCAUGUCUGAGGGCCACAUGGCAGGGUUGAGCAGGGCUUUGGGGGGGGAAGUGGGUGGAGUAUCGAAUGCAAAUUAAAUGCUUAGUUUCUACACAUACUGGCCAAUGGGAUUUUAUUUUUUUUAAGAUUUCUGGGACCCAUCCCAGUCGCCCUCAAUGGCAGGUGUGGGGGGUGGCCUGUGGAGAGUGUCAAGGGCCGGACAGAGCAUCCUGGGGGGCCACAUUCAGCUGCAGGGUCUGAGGUUCCUCACUAGGGCUGGGCAAUAUCUGGUUUUCAACAUCGUGAUGUUACCACAAGCUAAACAUUGCAAUACAGUCAUACCUCGGGUUACAGCCGCUUCAGGUUGCGUUUUUUCGGAUUACAGACCGCCGAAACCCGGAAGUACAGGAACGGGUUACUUCCAGGUUUCGGCGGUUGCGCAUGUGCAGAAGCGCUGAAUUGCAACCCGUGCGUGCGCAGAUGCACAGACGCAGGUUGUGAACGCUGCGGGUUGUGAAUGUGCAUCCCACAUGGAUCCCGUUCACAACCCGAGCACCCGCUGUAUAGUGGUACCUCAGGUUAAAUACUUAAUUCAUUCUGGAGGUCCGUUCUUAACCUGAAACUGUUCUUAACCUGAAGCACCACUUUAGCUAAUGGGGCCUCCCGCUGCCGCCGCGCCACCGGAACACAAUUUCUGUUCUCAUCCUGAAGCAAAGUUCUUAACCUGAAGCACUAUUUCUGGGUUAGCGGAGUCUGUAACCUGAAGCACAUGUAACCCGAGGUACCACUGUAUAUCAAUAUACAGUGGUACCUCUGGUUGCGAACGGGAUCCAUUCUGGAGCCCUGUUCGCAACCUGAGCAGAACACAACUCGUGUCUGCGUGUGCGCGGGUCGCGAUUUGCCGCUUCUGCGCAUGCGCGUGACCUCAUUUUGAGCACAUGCGCAAGCGGCAAAACCCGGAAGUAACCCUUUCCAGUACUUCUGGGUCGCCGUGGGACGCAACCUGAAAACGCUCGACCUGAAGCAAACACAGCACGCGAUAUGACUGUAUCACGAUGUCUGAAAUAAGGGUGGAGCUAGGCAGAGGCACUGGCUUCACAGUUUUUCCCACGUUGUGAUUUUUGCCAGCGCCUGCUCUUUUGAUUCGUUGCCUCCUGCAGGAGAGAGGGGAGAGCUGAACUAGCACAGUUAACAGGACCUGCAGGAAUCGGAGAAGCAUUCACAGGCUUCCCCACAUUGUGAUUUUUGCAUGCACCCCCCCCCCCCCAGUGAUUCGCGAUAUAUUGCCAGGCCCAAAUUGUGAAACCGAUAUCACAAUAUGGACUUCAAACCUGUUUUGGAUUAUAUAUUUUUUUUAAAAUUAUAUUUUUAUUAGUUUUCAAAUACAAAAACAAAUUUAUACAUUCCAUACAUCUUAAUUACAUCUUACUUCUCUUUUUUGACUUCCCUCAGUUUGUCUGCCAUUCCUUCCUAUUGUUACUUUUUACACAUUUCUGCCUUUUUAACCCUUUCCCCUCACAGAGCUUCCUUAAAGCUUACAAACGUAAUUUUAUUAUCACUCAGUUUUUGCAUAUAUUGGAUAAACUUUCCCCAAUCUUCUGUAAAUAUUUGAUCUCGUCGAUUCCGGAUCCUUCCUGUCAUUCUGUCCAGUUCUGCAUAAUCCAUCAUUUUAGUUCUCCAUUCUUCUAUCGUAGGUAAUUCCUCCUGUUUCCAUUUCUGGGCCAUCAAUAUUCUUGCUGCUGUCACUGCAUAUAAAAAUAACUUCUUUUCUUGUUUUGGAUUAUAUAUUGAUCUAUCACCCAGGCCUUUCUUUCCCCCAAUUGAUAUGUUGGUUUAAUCCUUAACUAUUUUUUGCAAAAGCAGUUUUGCCACAGGUUUGCCGGGUUACCCUCCUCUUUCCCCUCUGUUCCUUAAAGUAAAGAUGCUCAAUAUUUGUGGCAUUUAUUAGACUUGCAAGCCAGAACUUAAGAGAAAAGCCACAGCAAAGGGAGCACUGGGUAGUUUAGCUGACUCUGGCUUUCCUGGUCAGCCCCUGCAGAAGUGGAUUGGUGUUCUAAAGGAUUACAGAGCUCAAAAGCCUAUCCAAAGAUAGAUGGAUAGACCCCGGAGGUGCAACUGAACUGCCCGUCCUUGUUUCUGAGCUGUGCUCCUGCUGCCUGGUGUGAGUAGAUUUUUAGCGCCAGUGCAGAAGAGAAAUCGGCCUCCAUGUUAGAACACGCUUAUCAGUCCUGAACGGGCUUUGCUGGCUGGGGUAGCCUGGAUUUCAGUUGCAAUAAGGCCAAGCUUGCUCACUUCUUUUGUCUGCACCUGCUCUGUUUAUCCAAGAUAAAGCCAAGGGCUCCUGUGCUUUAAGAACAGAGCCAAGCCCUUCCUGGCUGCUCACAUGCAUGACUGGGGUGGGGAGGGAGUUGGAGGUUGGGUUCUUUUUUUAAAAAGAACACCAAUACAAGCAGAACCACAGAAAUAAUACAUGGCCACGUGUAAUAAUAAUAAUAAUAAUAAUUUAUUAUUUAUACCCCACCCAUCUGGCUGGGUUUCUCCAGCCACUCUGGGCGGCUUCCAACAGAAUAUUAAAAUACAAAACCUAUUAAACAUUAAAAGCUUCCCUAAACAGGGCUGCCUUCAGAUGUCUUCUAAAAGUCUGGUAGUUGUUUUUCUCUUUGACAUCUGGAGUUCCACAGGGCAGGUGCCACCACCGAGAAGGCCCUCUGCCUGGUUCCCUGUAGCUUUGCUUCUCGCAAUGAAGGAACCGCCAGAAGGCCCUCGGCGCUGGACCUCAGUGUCCGGGCAGAACAAUGGAGGUGGAGACGCUCCUUCAGGUAUACUGGACCGAAGCCGUUUAGGGAUUUAAAGGUCAGCACCAACACUUUGAAUUGUAAAAGAAGAGAGAGAGAAACAGAUAUUUUCAUCACAAUUAUCUUGGGGCCCAGAGCUGGAUGUCAAAAUAAGGUAGCAACCUUUCACUACCCUGCUGUACUGUGUGACAAUCUGCGGAACUCGCCGCCACAGGACAGGAUGUGGUGGCAAGCGAUUCUAUUGGGCUGAAAGGAGCUGGGCAAACUCUCUCAAGGGUUAUGGCCAGCUGUUGCUGUUGAUUUGCUACCUGCGUCCGGCAUCAAACGCCUCUGUGUCCUUUUCCAGAGUCCUGCCCACUGCAGUGGGAAGGGGCUUCCGGCGGAAGCGGAGCCGAUCAACGGGAGGCCGAGGCACCUGUCCGAUCCCUUGGUGCCGAAGCGGCUGGAGGAUGAGGCGGCAGCACUCCGACUGCUGGAUCAGGGUCCCCUGCGUCAUUCAGCCUACAUCCCAGUGCCCAGGCAAAGGUAGGGUCGUUGGAGAAAAGUUAUUUUGGGUUUCUGGAGGGAGCAGUUCCUUUCUGAGUCUUAUUUAUUGCAAAGCUCAUUGAAUGGUGGGAAUUGGAAGGAAAAUGCACCGGUUUAGUGAAGGGCUGGUAUCUUCUCCAUCUCUCGCAGUGGAUUGCGUUGCUGCAUUUAGAAAACCUUCGGGUCGUGUCGUUGGCCUUGAGCGCUGGAGAUUUCCCUGAAAACUAGUUUGGUGGCCGUAGCAGAGGAGCGCAGCUUGUUUUUGCUGCAGGCAUUUCUUUUUCCAACUCCACUGCGAACAUAUUGACACCUGUUUUACAGGACGGCUUGCUAGGCGCUUCAUUCCUCUGGAGGGUUUUGUCACCCUUCUGUUAAACCGUGGGUAGGCAAACUAAGGCCCGGGGGCUGGAUCCGGCCCAAUCGCCUUCUAAAUCUGGCUCAUGGACGGUCCGGGAAUCAGCGUGUUUUUACAUGAGUAGAAUGUGUCCUUUAAUUUUAAAUGCAUCUCUGGGUUAUUUGUGGGGCAUAGGAAUUCAUUCAUCCCCCCCCCCAAAUAUAGUCUGGCCCCCCACAAGGUCUGAGGGACAAUGGACCGGCCCCCUGCUGAAAAAGUUUUCUGACCCCUGUGUUAAAUGUUGAUCAGGAUGGGGCCCAACUACGCGCAGCUUCCACUGCUGUUGUUCUCAACUUCUUCGUGUCUUUGGUGUGUGCCAGGGGUCAGCAAACUUUUUCAGCAGGGGGCCGGUCCAUUGUUCCUCAGACCUUGUGGGGGGCCGGACUCUACUUUGCAAAAAGAAAAAAAUGAACAAAUUCCUAUGCCCCACAAAUAACCCAGAGAUGCAUUUUAAAUAAAAGCACACAUUCUACUCAUGUAAACACACACUGAUUCCCGGACCUUCUGUGGGCCGGAUUUAGAAGGCAAUUUGGCCGGAUCCGGGCCCCAGGCCUUAGUUUAGCUACCCAUGCUCUAAUUCAACCCCUGGUUGAAGCAGGGACCUGGGAGAGCUUCUUUGCCCUCACACCUGGCAAGAAGUGUUGCGAUACCAAGUUCUCCAUUCCGGAAUCCCGGACAGCCUUUUCCAGGACGCUCCCUUACCCCCUCUGGUUUUCUAUUCCCUCUUCGCACCCCAGCUCACCAGAACCAAACACACUCAUCAGUCUGCGGCGUCUGAAAAGGAGUUUUCUCUUUGUAUUUGUGGUUAAGGUACAUAGACUGUUGCUGUGAUUUGUUGGAAGGCGGUGGUUUUUAUUCUGAUGGAGCGUAGAAGAGUUGUACUGCCUAGAGGUGGCACCUUAGAAUCCUACCUUUGUUUACCUGGAGCAGCUGAGUUUUGCAGAAUCGGGGACGGUGGGGAUGCUAUCUUCAGCCAGGGUACGAUGAAAUUGCUUUCUGGAGACCAUACACCUCUGUGUUGAAAUUUGCCCUCUUAUCAAUAUCUGCCAGUCUCGUGGCCAUGCCAAUCGGCUUCAUGCCACAGCUGAUAUUUUUUCCUCCGCUGAUGUAAUAAUAUGAAGAAACACCCUCAAUGUUCAAAGUGCACCCCACACUUUCACACCUGCGGCUUUUUAAACUUGUAAGGGUGUGUGGGGUGUGUUUGUUUAUUAUUACGUUGCGCAGUUUUGUGCUUUAUGUUGUAAACCGCUCUGUGAUCCUUUGAUUAAGGGUGGUAUAGACUUUGAAUAAAUAAAGUAAUAGUAAAUAAUUAACUUGUUGGGUUCUUAAGAAGCACCCUGGAAUGUAGAAGGAGAUAUAUAAUAUUUCUGGACGUAUGGAAAAACGCAAGGAGUGGGGUGAGUGAGUGGGUGGGUGGGUUGGAGAAUCAGAUUUUGGAAGGGAAAUUGACUUUAUGCAAAUAUAUCCUUUCUUAUCAUAUCUAAAUUUCCUCUUAACAUUUGGUGUAUAGUGAAUAACUUGAGUCAGCCUCUACGGUUGUACUGUAUGGUAUAUUUAUGGAAUUUUUAAACUUGUAAAUCUUGCAUAUUUUUAUUUAGAAAAUUUAUAUCCUGACUACUGAUGGAAUGAUCAUCGACACAGUUUGCAAUACACUUUAGUACCAUACGUAAACUCCAGAUGGAAGGAAGUUAGACUUUCUGGGCUCUGUGGGGCUUAUUUCCAGGCAGGUGUGGAAAGAGUUGCAGCCGUUGUCUUACUGAAACAAUAAUUCUAAAUUUAUCACAUGUCUGAGAUGAAACUGCAGGUUGCUGCUCUAAGUAUAUCUUAGUUCUUGCCAGUAGGAAAAACAGAAAUGAUGAACGUUUCGAUGAAAAUGGAAAAAGAAAGAAAGGGUUACCUGGGCUUAGAAACAGUAUGCAAGAAUGCAGAGAUGGAAAAUAACUAAGGAUGCAUUGACACCAUAGAUAUAUAAACAUGGCUUUCCCAAAAGAAUUCUGGGAACUGUAGUUUGUUCAGGGUUCUGUGAGUUGUUGGGAGACUCUUAUUCCUCUCCCAAAGCUACAUUUCCCAGAGUUUGUAGGGAAGAGGGAUUGACUGCUAAACCACUCUGAGAAUUGUAUAUCUGGGAGAGGAAUAACAAACUACACUUCCCAGAAUUCUUUGUGAGAGGGGAGCCAUGACUGCUUAAAGUGUAAUCACAGGGCUAUAAAUGCAUGGUCAGAUUGUGGCUUACAUUCAGAAUAGCUGGUUUUUGCCGCAGUUUCCAUGUUUACUCGGGAGCAAGUUCCACCAAGUUCAGGCAUGUCCAAAGUCCGUUUUGGGGGCCGAAUCUGGCCCUCGGCCGGUUUUAUGCAGCCCCUGUGGCAGUUUAUUUAUUGUAGUCAAAUCCUAAAAAAGAAAAUUCCCCCCAAAAUUCAACAACUUAAACCCUAAAAAAAGCUCAACAACAACUUCUACUAUUUCUUCUUUUUUAAUAUAAUUAUUUUAUUGAACAAGCAGAGUCUUAAAAUACAUGCAAUACCAGCAAACAAACAUAGAAAUUAUUGAGAGUAUACAUACAAAAGAACAAAAAUAAAGCAAAAUAGAAAGGGGGGGGGAGAAAAGAAAAAAGAAAGAGGAAUAAAAGUAUGAGUAGAGUAAAAAACAUAGUAGUAGCUCAUAUUUCAGUCAGCAAAGAAAAGAAACUUCAGACUAUAAAAAGCUCAACAACUUUGGUCGGCCCUCAUGCAUGUUCACUUCAUCAAAUCUGGCCCUCUCAAAAUUUUGGGCACCCCGACCAAGUUCAAUGUACCUCACUCACAAGUGUUGCCUGUGCGUAACGACGCCAGUGAGAUGCAAAAUGUUACUAGAAAGCUCAGCUAAAUAUUCACAGUGUAUUCCUGCUCCUUGGUUAAUUUACACAAAUGUUUUGCUUUGUUUAUGUUCUACUCCACCUCGGAAAAUAAUGCGUUGGGUCCCGGGCUUUGCGAGCGAAGUUCCCCUUGCGGAAUGGGACUUCCCCCUCCCCUUAUAGACCUCCCCCCCAAGCUUUGGGGAAGGUUUUGAGGGUGCACAGAAGGGGAAGUUCUGUUGUGCAAGCAGAAGUCCAUUGCACGAGGGGCUCUGGAAAGGCCCAGAUUUAUCCCUGGAAAAUGUGAGCGCAACUCCAUUAGUCAGCGUCCAAAGUAUUUUGAUUCUGAACUUCUAGGGGACUGGGAUGUGUUGUAAAACAAAAAUCUGACCUUUUCCCCUUAUGGGGUAUCCAAGAGCCCAUAUAGCUGGGUGUUCAUCAGUAUGCAGAUGACACCCAGCUCCACCUCUCUCUUAAGUCAGAACCAGUGAAGGCGGUGAAGGUCCUGUGUGAGUGCCUGGAGGCAAUUGGAGGAUGGAUGGCGGCUAACAGAUUGAGGUUGAAUCCUGACAAGACAGAAGUACUGUUUUUGGGGGACAGGGGACGGGCAGGUGUGGGGGAUUCCCUGGUCCUGAAUGGGGUAACUGUGCUCUUGAAGGACCAGGUGCGCAGCCUGGGAGUCAUUUUGGACUCACAGCUGUGCAUGGAGGCGCAGGUCAAUUCUGUGUCCAGGGCGGCUGUCUACCAGCUCCACCUGGUACGCAGGCUAAGACCCUACCUGCCCACGGACUGUCUCGCCAGAGUGGUGCAUGCUCUAGUUAUCUCCCGCUUGGACUACUGCAAUGUGCUCUACGUGGGGCUACCUUUGAAGGUGACCCGGAAACUGCAAUUAAUCCAGAAUGUGGCAGCUAGACUGGGGACUGGGACUGGCCGCCGGGACCACAUAACACCAGUCCUGAAAGACCUACAUUGGCUCCCAAUGUUUCCGAGCACAAUUCAAAGUGUUGGUGCUGACCUUUAAAGUCCUAAACGGCCUCGGUCCAGUAUACCUGAAGGAGCGUCUCCACCCCCAUCAUUCAGCCCGGACACUGAGGUCCAGCACUGAGGGCCUUCUGGCGGUUCCCUCAUUGCGAGAAGUGAGGUUACAGGGAACCAGACAGAGGGCCUUCUCUGUAGUGGCGCCCGCCCUGUGGAACACCCUCCCUUCAGAUGUGAAGGAAAUAAGCAGCUAUCCUAUCUUUAAAAGACAUCUGAAGGCAGCCCUGUUUAGGGAAGUUUUUAAUAUUUAAUGCUGUACUGUGUUUAACAUUUGAUUGGGAGCCGCCCAGAGUUGCUAGGGAAACUCAGUCAGAAGGGCAGGGUAUAAAUAAUAAUAAUAAUAUUAUUAUUAUUAUUAUUAUUACUUACGUAGGUUCUCUAUUGGUAGGAGAAAAUAACAGAGGCCAACCAGCAAAGCAGCUAGUAAGCCUGAUCUUUAUUGAUCUGUUGCAACAGGGUGCUCCCCUCACCACACGCAGGAGAGGAGGAAGAACCCAGAACAAUGGCGUGCAAGGCCUUAUGUAGACUUUUGAAAUUGCCACCCUGUAGAUCAAGACCACCCCCAGAAACGUCAAACGUAAAUCACAGAAGGGGUGUAGCUCAAGACCCCUCCCCCAAGAUACAUUAUACCUACAUCACAGAAAGGGCGUCUACAGCAGAAAUCUGAGUGCUUUGUUUACCUCCUGUCUGCCAGGUUACCUGUUUAAUGGUCACUUGAUUGGAUUGCCUGGGGAGCCUGGCCAGUCUUUUGUAAUGAUAAAUACUUAGUUCCUGGGCCAUGUCACAGGCUCACACCCUAUUCACAUCCCAAAUGUGUCCUUAAGACAGGAUUUGUGAGGAAAGAGACAAUGGGGAGGUUUCACACUUUUACCUUGCAGAGGAAUCAUUUGCUCAGUUUGGGAAUCAAAAUGGUUUUAGGUCGGUCUUCCUGUGCUGAUCUAUGUAUGUGCUUGAUUGGUACACUUAUGGACAUUUAACAUAUAUCUAAGACCUCAAAAUUCAUAUUACAAGCCCGCGGGUCCCUGCGGAAUAAAGGAAGGAGUCCAGCCACCAACCGGAGCAAAUAGCUGUAGACCAAAGUUUAUUGCACAACAGGUUCAAAGAGGAAUUUUGAACCCUGAGGAUGGGGUGACAAGGACUUUUAAAGGUUUCCCACCAUAUCCCAGAAUACAGUUCGUACAGCAUCUGUUAUGUACUGAGUUGAAUAGGAUCCAAAAGGCAGCAGUCUGAUUGGUCAUAGAACAAUAGGAUUCAGAAUGCAGCAGUCUGAUUGGUCCACAGGAGCCACCCAAUCCAGCUCCAGGUGGAAGUGAAUCCGCAACCUGAUUGGCCUACAGGUGAACCCCAGAAUUAACCAAUCACGUGGUGCCUAUUGUGUAAAUAAUGUAUAUAAAGCAGACAUUCUGGGGGAACUUCCAUUCCUCACUACUAUGAACUGAAUAAAGAGCAUGAAAUCCACUCUCAACUCCGAGUAUAUUUCAGCAUCAUUGAUACAUCAUUGCUACAUCACUGACAUGUCACAAAAGGGGAGGGGUAAACAGGGAUUACACUAGUUUAACCUGGGCAAACAUGUCCAGACAAGUCCUUGGUACAAGAUUAGCAUAAACAGACAUGUCAGAGCAAGACCCAGGGUAUAAGAUUAGCAUAGGCAAACACCUUCUGAAAUCCCACCACCCAAAGUACAAUAGAACUUCCUUUGCUGUCUGGACCCCUUGGCAAGUCCGAUGAUAGGAUUAGGCUUUCCUUGGCCAACUAUCAGCUCAGCAAUUGUCACCUCUGGGCACUUCCUGGGGUUGGAGGUGUGUAUACAUGGAGGAAAAGGGGACCCGGGUGGCGCUGUGGGUUAAACCACAAAGCCUAGGGCUUGCCGGUCAGAUCCCCGCAACGGGGUGAGCUCCUGUUGCUCCUGCUCCCUGCUCCUGCCAACCUAGCAGUUUGAAAGCACGUCAAAGUGCAAGCAGAUAAAUAGGUACCGCUCCGGCGGGAAGGUAAACGGCGUUUCUGUGUGCUGCUCUGGUUCGCCAGAAGCGGCUUAGUCAUGCUGGCCACAUGACCCGGAAGCUGUACGCUGGCUCCCUUGGCCAAUAAAGCGAGAUGAGCGCCACAACCCCAGAGUCAGACACGACUGGACCUAAUGCUCAGGGGUCCCUUUACAUAGAGGAAACUGGCAAUAAAAUAUCCAAUUUUAUUUAUUUUUAAAAAAUCAUUGAUUUUUGUCCACCCUGAUCUCCACGUUCAGGUUCCCAAGGCCUCCAGGUCUCUGAACUCCCCCUUCCUCUGCCCCUCCUGCACAAGCUGUCAGCCCCACGCUUGUGGCAGGCACUCUUGGCUGCAGCAGGCUUGUGCAAGCCAUGCCCAGCGGUGCCGCUUGUGAGCUCCCCGAGCUGGCAGUGCGGUGCACGCUGGCAGGCUGCGUCACUUUCCGUGCCGGGGGAAGCACCUGGGCUAAAAAUAGGCCUUAAAGCAGGCAGCAAAUUAUGCGUGUGUUUAAUCUUCUUGGAUUACAGGCAGAGGAGGCGCUGCUUCGCUUUGCUGUCUGCCGGAGCCGAGAGCGGCAGGACGCCACUUCCUCUGCCCGCGGGGUGUGUGUGUGUGUGUGUGUGUGUGUGUGGACUGCUGUUAAGCAAGGUGGCCAUGGCUGGAGUGCCACCUGGUGGUAUGGCGAUGCCCUGCCUCCGCAGCUGGCGAUAGGAGAGUUUCAUUGAUGGGAGAAUUUUGAUAGGAGAAUUUUGGAACGGCCAACGGCAGGAAUGCACAAACUCCCAUUAUUUCCAAAAAAACAGAAGGGGGGGAGGGACAGAUUGUGUAGAUGCUGGAGCAUAUCAAUCUGCAAUUGGUAGUUUGCUGCGUUCGAAAAGCCAACUUGGCAAGUUGGGAAGUGAGUUUUCAGGCACCUAAGAUUACUAUUAUUGCCAGCAGCAGGUACCAAUGCCUUAGGUUUAUGCUGUUGUGUUUAUGGUUUGCUCUUAGUCUGUAUGCUGAAAGGAGACUGUAACUGAAACUGCAUUAAGUAAAGGUAAAGGGACCCCUGACCAUUAGGUCCAGUCGUGUCUGACUCUGGGGUUGUGGCGCUCAUCUCGCUUUAUUGGCCGAGGGAGCUGGCGUACAUGCAUGUGGCCAGCAUGACUAAGCCGCUUCUGGCGAACCAGAGCAGCGCACGAAAACGCCGUUUAUCUUCCCGCCAGAGCGGUACCUAUUUAUCUACUUGCACUUUGAUGUGCUUUCGAACUGCUAGGUUGGCAGGAUCAGGGACCGAGCAACGGGAGCUCACCCCAUUGCGGGGAUUUGAACUGCCGACCUUCUGAUCGGCAAGUCCUAGGCUCUGUGGUUUAACCCACAGCGCCACCCGCGUCCCUUGAAACUGCAUUACACUGUCGCUAAAGCAGCUGUCUCUUCCUAGUACAACUGUUUGGCGUUUCUCUGUUCUUUUGGCACACUCUGCUGGCAUCAGCAAUGCUUCCGAAUCCUGGUUUGCUGGAAAACACAGGAGUGGAGGAAGGGCGAUUGUGACUCGGGUCCUCCUUGCUGGUUCCUGCAGUGUGGGUCCGUUGCGAGAGCACUUCAGCUUUCAAGUCUAUAAGGAGAUGUUUUUAUUUUGCAUUACAAGUCAGCUUUAUAAAGAAUAGUACAGUGGACGCUCGAGUUGCGAAUGUGAUCCGUGUGGAAGGCACGUUCGCAACCCGCAGCAGCGCGUCUGUGCACGCGUGGGUUGCAAUUUGCUGUUUCUGCGCAUGCGCAAAGUGCAAUUUAGCGCUUUUGUGCAUGCGAGACUGCCGAAACCCGGAAGUAACCUGUUCCGGUACUUCCGGGUUUUGGCGGGUCCGUAACCCGAAAACACGCGACCUGAAGCAUCUGUAACCCGAGGUAUGACUGUACAUGGCAAACCAGACCUAAAGCAAGCUUGUUUCCUCCUGCUCCCGAGGGUAGGACUCGAACCCGUGGCUUCCAGUUCCGAGAAAGGAGAUUCCGACUAAACAUCGGGAAGUAGUUUCUGAUGGCAAGAGCUGUUCAGCAGUGGAACGGUCUCCCUUGCAAGGUGGUGGAGCUUUUAAGCAGAGGUUGUGUUUGUGUGUUUGUGCAUUUCUCAGCGAUGCUUUAGUUGAGAAAUUCCUGCACUGCGAGCAGGUUGGACUAGAUGGCCAUUGGGACCCACUCUACAGAUUCCAUGAAAGUGAUGCCGUUCUUACGUUUACGUGGAGGGCUUGUUGAACGGUGGAGGCGGUUGAGCUGCGCACCAUACAAGCUUUUGCAGGAAGGAAGCAGUGUCUGGGCCAAAACUACCCGGUUGCAAAACGUCCUCUGUUCCCUUCCUCCCUCUCCUCUCCAUUGCCAUCCCGGACUUUGGCUGAGGAGCACAUUUCUGUAGCUGCUAAGAGAGGGGUGUGUGUGUGUGUGCGCGCGCGCACACACAUGUGCCCACCAGUGCAGGGCGGAAGGACUGAACCCUCCCUUCCAAGGACUGGGUAACUUGAUUCUUGGCCGUCCCGGAGUGCUGUUCAUCCCAGAGGGUUGCCUCUGGGCGCCUGCAAUGCAGAGCAGUCUAGAGAGACCUGUUAAGGCAUUGCUGUGUGGUAGUAAACAGCUCACCUUGGCCCCUGGCCCACUUGGCUCCCUCUGUCUCCCUGCUCCCGCCUGGUGCGCUGGGUGUGUUUGCGCGCUGGGUGUGCAGGCUCAUUUUCCUUUUGUGUGCCUGGAGGGUUUGGGGUGGGGAAGGAAGCAAUUUAUUCUCUCUCUCUUUCCCUCCACUGCAAAUCCCCCCAAAUCCACCUUUUCUUUAAACCCUUAACUCCAAAGUUCCUAAACAUAUGUGGAACUGCAAUGCCACGUGAGCAAGAUGAAUAAACACCCAGCAAUACAAGAUAAUGGGAAAGGAUUUACCCUGGCAAAUUAUUGGUCAAAAUUGGAAAUACCCAAAUACAGACGGUCAUUUACCCUCGCUAGAUUCACCGUGCUGCCAUCUGUCUUAUUGCAGGGCAGAUUUGAGGGUAAACCGUAUGUGGAACGAGUCUGCCCCUGCAGCGUGAUGGAGGUAGAAACUGUCUCUCAUGUCUUGUUACGCUGCUGUUUCUACGGGGAUAUACGCUCGGCAUUUAUCACUCCUGUUAUACAAAAAUCUCCAAAUGGGUCCGAACUUCAAUGUCUAAAACUCCUGGUAGAGGACAAGGAUCUAGAGAUCACCAAAUUCUGUGUGACUGCCAUAGAACUUAGGGAACAAGCUGUACUACAAAAAUGAUUAAGGUUUUUCAGUGACCAUUUUAGGUUAUAUUUUAGUGAUCAAGAUUUAAUACAUAUUUUUAACUGCCGCUAUAUCUGUAUUGUUUCUGUUGUACCCAAUUGCAAUUCAAUGUAUUCCUGUGGUGUUUUUUAUGAUUUUCCUGAUAUUGUAAGUGAGUUGGAACUGGUCAGUGACCGUAAUAAUAAAAUCAUUCAUUCAGUUCCUAAACAUUCGACAGCUAAGCCUAAGUGUGCAUAACUUGGAAGAACGAGGGUGUUACGGGUCUGUUUUGUUCUUGUUUUUAUUACGUAUUUUGUGUUCUUGUUUUGUGUUUUCAUUCUGCGAACUGCCCUGAGUUCCAUGCAUGAAGGGCGGUAUGCCAGUUUAUGGUAAUAAACAAACAAAUAACUGCCCUGAACUGUGUCUUCCCCUGUGUUGAAUGGAAGACUUGUAAGUUCCUUGGGGAAGAGACCUGUGUGUGCCUUCCAGAAAGUGGCGUGUAGUUGGAUGGUGCCCUCUCUCUCUCUCUCUCUCUCUCUCUCUCUCUCUCUCUCUCUCUCACACACACACACACACACACACAUUCCUUUCAGGUCAAAUAAGGGGUUGGCAUUAAUCCCAUGGAUACAUACCCUGAGCUUAUUAAAGGAAAGUAGAUGUGUGUUAUAAUCCUGGGAGUUAUAGUUUUAAGGACACUGAAAGUUGUUGGGACACCCUGCUCCCGGAGCUACAAUGUAAUAAUAAUAAUUUAUAAUUAUGGUCAAAGAGCAGUUCAGGAGCUCCAAUUCUCAGAGUGGCUUAACUGUUCAUCCCUCUUACCUGGAAGUAAGCUCUGUUGAACUUUGCCAUAGGAUUGGUCUUCGUGUCCUGAAUCAUUUUUGGACAGCUCUUUACCGAUGAGAGCACUUGUUGUGGAGUUGCAAAGCAGUAGAAAUCGCCCCUAUGUCACAGCAGGUGAUCAGGCUUCUAGCUUUCGGCCAUUUUCAGUUUAAGCUGUAGGCUUUUUUCUCUCCUUCUCUCAUAACACUAGAAUUUGCGGACGGCCAGGAAAGCUGAAAGUUGGAACGUUCAGGGCAGAUAAAAGAAUUUCUUCAUGGAGCAUGUUGUGGAACUGCGGAACUCUCUGCCACAGGAGGGCAGUGGUGGCUGCCAACUUGAGAUUGCCGUAAAAGAUGAUAGGGCAAAUUCCUGGAGGAGGGGGCUAGCAAUGGCUUCAUGCCACAGUUGGAGGCAGCAACGCUUGGACUACUGCAAUGCGCUCUACGUGGGGCUACCUUUGAAGGUGACCCGGAAACUGCAAUUAAUCCAGAAUGCGGCAGCCAGACUGGCGACUGGGAGUGGCCGCCGGGACCACCUAACACCGGUCCUGAGAGAUCUGCAUUGGCUCCCAGUACGUUUCCGAGCACAAUUCAAAGCGUUGGUGCUGACCUUUAAAGCCCUAAAUGGUCUCGGUCCAGUAUACCUGAAGGAGUGUCUCCACCCCCAUUGUUCUGCCUGGACACUGAGGUCCAGCGCUGAGGGUCUUCUGGCGGUUCCCUCGCUGUGAGAAGUGAGGUUACAGGGAACCAGGUAGAGGGCCUUCUCGGUAGUGGCGCCCGCGCUGUGGAACGCCCUCCCUUCAGAUGUCAAAGAGAUAAACAGCUAUCUGACUUUUAGAAGACAUUUGAAGGCAGCCCUGUUUAGGGAAGCUUUUAAUAUUUAAUGCUUUAUUGUUUUUAACACUCGAUUGGGAGCCUUUCAGAGUGGCUGGGGAGACUCAGCCAGAUGGGCGGGGUAUAAAUAAUAAAUUAUUAUUAUUAUUAUUAUUAUUAUUAUUAUUAUUGACUCUUCUGAAUGCCAGUUUCUGGAAACCACAAGAGGAGAGGGCUCUUACGCACGGAUCCUGCUUCUGGCUUCCCAUAGAGCAGGGAUGUCUGAACUUUUUUCAAAGAGGGCCAGAUUUGAUGAAGUGAACAUGCCUGAGGGCCGACCAAAGUUGACCUUUUUUGGGACUGAAGUUGUUGAGCAUCUUUUUGGAUUUCCCCCCAAAGUUGUUGAGCUCUUUUUUUAGGGUUAAAAUGGUUGACCUCCUUUUAGAAUUUCACCCCAGGAAAUUAACUGUCAUAGGGGCAGUAUUAAAACAACCGGCAGGCCGGAUUAGGGACUUUGGACGUACCUGACCACAGGAUGCCAGACCACAUGGGCCCUUGGCCUCAUCCGGCAGAGCUGCAUAGAAUCCCAGGAUUGCAAGGGACCCUGAGGGAUCCUCUAGUCCACCCCCCGGCAAUACAGGAAUAUGCAGCCGCCCUGUAGGGGCCAAAUCCUGUGAUCUUGGCAUUAUCUAACCAGCUGGGGUCUUCCAGGGUGCUUGGCUAGCAGGGCCAUAACGAUUCUGCAGCCUCCAGUCCUAAAUACAGUGGUACCUCGGGUUACAUACGCUUCAGGUUACAGACUCCACUAACCCAGAAAUAGUGCUUCAGGUUAAGAACUUUGCUUCAGGAUGAGAACAGAAAUCGUGCUUCGGCGGCAUGGCAGAAGCAGGAGGCCCCAUUAGCUAAAGUGGUGCUUCAGGUUAAGAACAGUUUCAGGUUAAGUACAGACCUCUGGAACGAAUUAAGUACUUAACCUGAGGUACCACUGUAUGGUCUUAAGAGCGGUGGCAGAUGAUGCAGGACCCAAAACGAAACCGUUGCAGACGGGCCUCUCUUUUAAAGUGAAAAGCCUGCAUGGUUUUCUUUGCAACUUGGUUGCUAAAGGCCUGGAAACAGGACGUUCCAUUUCUGGCCUUUGCUUUCUCCAGCUUGGAUGUUUGGCAGCCGCUUCCCGCAGCUUGGACGGAAGAGAAAUGCAUUAUUUGUUUGUCCUUUCUGGGAUCAUGAGCUGCUGCUACAGGAAGUCAUGUGGGAGUUGAGAGCCGAGGUUCUCCAUCGCUGGGAUGGAGGGGAGCCCAGAUUUCGCCCUAGGCUGUCAAAUCGCUCAAGCACCGCGUUCCCAUUGGCUGGUGCGGCUAAGCAGGAGGAGGCGAUAGGCUGUGAGUUUGGGAGGGAGGAGCCUUCGUGCCGUUGUUUACACUUCUGUACCGACCGGGGAGUCCUUUGACCCCUUAUCUGAGCAAAGCUUCCUGAAGCAGGCCUUUUCGCAAGCCCAAGACGGCUUUGACAGCCUCUGCAGCGUGGAAUGUGUGAGCAGGGUGUUGCCUGCUUUUUUAAAAAAUUAAAUUAAAAUAAAAUUUGCACCCAGGCAAUCCAGACUUUGUGCUGAGCACAGCCAAAUUCUGCAAGUGGCAGAAAUUAGUUUAGCAUAGCGUCUCCCACUUUGCAUAAUAGGACCAAUUCAGCCAGCUAGCCCUGGGGAUUAUCUAAUGCUUAUUUCCCCUAAAUUGAUUUUUGAAUUUUAUUGUUAUUCAUGUUUUUAUACUGUAUUUUAUGCUGCUUUUAUAGUUAAGUGUUUUAAAUUUGUUGUUAGCCGCCCUGAGCCCAGUUUUUGAACCGGGAAGGGUGAGGUAUAAAUAAAAUUAUUUAUUAUUAUUAUUAUUAUUAAUUAUUAUUAUUAUAUAUUUUGACGGCUUCUAGAUUCUCUCUCUCCAGAGCAAGUGUGCUGGGGAGUGUGGCAAUGGACUAGGCUUCCUUCCCCGCCUCCCCACCCCCACCAAAAUUGCACAGGGACACUCCCACCCCUCCACAUUUCCUCCUAGCUUUGUGGUUUGGUGGAAGGUCUGGCUGUGUUGUUGCAGAAGCACCUGGAGUGACUUGGCUGCUCUGCAGCCCAACAAGCAAGCUCUCCCCACACUGAUUUUUCUGCAGGCAAGGUAUCCUCCUUGGUUAUUCAGCAGCCAAACCAGCAAAGGCAGAAGCCUGGCAACCAUGAUGUGGUGUCCCCCAUUUCCAACAUUCAAGCAUAAAAAACACCCCAUAUAAUGUGAGAUGCGCAUUCUAAGCUGGUGGGAGGUAGAGAGAGGGGGGAGAGAAGCAAAAGGAGCGCUAUAAUUCCAGUUCUGCUGCUUGUAUGACCUGCCAAGCCAGCCGUAAAGUCAAACCGGUGAGAGAGAGAAAAGCUUCUGUUUCUCCGGCAAAUGUCACAAGACAGGAAACGCUGCAGUUGGCUUUGUAACUUCAGCAUCUGUCGCUGUACUUUCUGGCCGCAGCGGGGACACACGCUCGAGAGCCGGCCGUGCCAUUUGGCAAACCGCUUACCUUGUAGUUCAACUUUAUUGGAUUCUCUCAUUAUGAGAGGGGCAAAACCCUCAAUCUACUUUCCCCAGAUUUCAGGUUAAGAACGGACCUCCAGAACGAAUUAAGUUCUUAACCCGAGGUAAAGGUAAAGGGGACCCCUGACCAUUAGGUCCAGUCGUGGCCGACUCUAGGGUUGCGGAGCUCAUCUCGCUUUAUUGGCCGAAGGAGCCGGUGUACAGCUUCCGGGUCAUGUGGCCAGCAUGACUAAGCCGCUUCUGGAGAACCAGAGCAGCGCACGGAAACACCGUUUACCUUCCCGCUGGAGCGGUACCUAUUUAUCUACUUGCACUUUGACGUGCUUUUGAACUGCUAGGUUGGCAGGAGCAGGGACCGAGCAACGGGAACUCAACCCGUCACAGGGAUUCGAACUGCCGACCUUCUGAUCAGCAAGUCCUAGGCUCUGUGGUUUAACCCACAGCGCCACCUGCGUCCCUAACCUGAGGUACCACUGUACAAUGGCCAAACUUAAGACUCUAGUACUGACCAACAAAAUGCCUCUCAUGUUCGCAAUGCACAAUGUGCUCAUUGCUUUCUGCACUUGUUUGUCUUGGAGGAGGUACUGGCAGCAGCGCUAGAAAUUCACCAGGCACAUUUUGCACCUGGCUAUCGGCCGCUUCCAACCGAGUGAAGAUGCCCGGGCGGCAGGAUGGCAUUUGACACCUCCACCCUCUGGAGGUGCAUGUCUGGAGAUCCUGGAUCUUGCCCUUUUUUUUGUACUUGCGAUACAAGUUUCUUACCGCCUGGCCCCCAGAUGGCAACUAGACAUUCCGUUUUAGCGGCUGUAACCCUGGUUUCAGGAGCCAUUUAGUGCCUCUCUGAGUUUCCAACACUGAAUUGCUGGCGGUUGUGUUUUUGAUGUGAACUUUCUUGUUCGCGACAUGUGUUACAGAAACGAUCUUAAAAAGCAGGCCAGCCCUGUGCGCAGGUGCACCUUCUUGCCCAGGGAUCAGCAAACUUUUUCCAGUCUCCCUCAGACCUUGUGGGGGGCCGGACUAUAUUUUGAAGAAAAAAUGCACUAAUUCCUAUACCCCACAAAUAACCCAGAGAUGCAUUUUAAAUAAAAGGACACCUUCUACUCAUGUAAAAACACGCUGAUUCCUGGACCGUUUGCGGGUCAGAUUUAGAAGGCAAUUGGGCCGGAUCCGGGCCCCGGGCCUUACUUUGCCUACCCAUGUCCUUGCCUGGCUAGUGAUGGGUUCCGCUUCAUUUUUUUAAAAAAUUCUUUAUUGCAAACACAUAGAUACAUCCAUUAUACAUAAAUAAAAUGAAAAGAAAAAGAAAAGAGACAGAAAAAGCGGGGGCGGGGGGGACAGAAAAAGAAUAAAAACAAAAAAAUAGAGCGAACUUCAAAAAACAAAUAUUUUCAAAUUAAUUUCAACACAGGGAGUACAAGCCUUCUUUACACAGCUUUGGCUUGACUCCUUAAUUCGAAUCGUGAUGUCCCGCUAUCCGUACUUAGUAAAUCAUUUUUUCUCCAUAUAACUGUACAGUGGUACCUCGGGUUAAGUACUUAAUUCGUUCCAGAGGUCUGUACUUAACCUGAAACUGUUCUUAACCUGAAGCACCACUUUAGCUAAUGGGGCCUCCUGCUGCUGCCGCGCCGCCGGAACACGAUUUCUGUUCUCAUCCUGAAGCAAAGUUCUUAUCCUGAAGCACUAUUUCUGGCUUAGUGGGGUGUGUAACCUGAAGCGUAUGUAACCUGAAGCGUAUGUAACCCGAGGUACCACUGUAUUUAGAUGGUAAGUCUUGGAGAAGCACUCUGAUUGCUGGUGGGAUUUAGUCUACGCUAAGCCAAGCGAUGCCCGUAAGCUUUCUUUUUCCAUGUAAUUUAUAAAGACAUCCCGGGUGCAGCUUCGUUUUGUUCUUCAGCCGGGGCUUGUGCCGAACCUUGCCCCCCCCAAAAAACACAAACCCCUCCUGUUGCAGGAGGCAUCCUCUCCUUCCGCUUCUCCUCCCUGCCCUGGGGCUGUGUUUAUGUUGCUUCCAGCCUGCCGAUUCCUCCCGGUCUCUGCAAAAGUUAUUUUGGAGUUGCUUUAGGAAGAGCUGCUUGGCUCUGUUGCUGUUUUUGUGGUCAUGGUUGGCGGAGUGGGCGUCUCGCCAGCCAAUUGGCGUGACCUUCAGUUAAGCGAGAACGCGGGAGGGUGGAAGGGGGGCUGUGGGCAAAUUUGGCUGCGGCACCUGUUUAUGUUAUGCUCGGAGCUCCCUGUACUGUUCGCGGAGGAAGUCCAGCUUCUCCCAGGGAACGCACACGCCCCGCUCUCGGAAAUUUGGUGACAUCACUUUAGGGGGUGGGUGCUAACAUGCGCAAAUGUGGGUGUUCCAUUUUAAGCCUCAUGUGCGCCUCUCCUUCUCUGGAGAUGAGAUAAAUAAAACUUUACUCGCAUUAGCCAAUGGCCAUAGCAACAGUAAAACAUUACAGUAUACGCAGAAAAGGAAAUUUGAUAUAAGAGCACAAUUUAAAGUCCUGAAUCAGCAGUCAGUUAGUGGCCCUUAUUCUGAUUACCCCUGCUAUGAACCUAGCAACUUUUGCUGUUAUCUGCUCAUUUUGAUCUGAUAGAAGGAAGCACAUUAUGGCAGUGGUUGAGUGCCCUGAGAUGGUUAGUACGAGUGGGCUGAUUAUCUUGUUCCUCAGGUCUUUGUAGAGAGUACAAGACAGGAGGGACAUGUGCCGCUGUUUCGGUGCUGCCAUCUCCACAGGGGCAAAGACGUUUCUCAGGCGGGAUCUUUUGGAAUCGACCCGCAAGUACCGCAGAUGGCAAAAACAUCCAGUCUUGCAAGUGUAAAAGCACGUCUGUAUUUUGGGAUGGGACGCAGGUGGCACUGUGGGUUAAACCACAGAGCCUAGGGCUUGCCGAUCAGAAGGUCAGCGGUUCGAAUCCCCGCGACAGGAUGAGCUCGCGUUGCCCGGUCCCUGCUCCUGCCAACCUAGCAGUUUGAAAGCACGUCAACGUGCAAGUAGAUAAAUAGGUACCGCUCUGGCGGGAAGGUAAACGGCGUUUCUGUGCGCUGCUCUGGUUCGCCAGAAGCGGCUUAGAAUCAUAGAAUCGUAGAAUCAUAGAGUUGGAAGAGACCACAAGGGCCAUCGAGUCCAACCCCCUGCCAAGCAGGAAACACCAUCAGAGCACUCCUGACAUAUGGUUGUCAAGCCUCUGCUUAAAGACCUCCAAAGAAGGAGACUCCACCACACUCCUUGGCAGCAAAUUCCACUGUCAAACAGCUCUUACUGUCAGGAAGUUCUUCCUAAUGUUUAGGUGGAAUCUUCUUUCUUAGUCAUGCUGGCCACAUGACCCGGAAGCUGUACGCCGGCUCCCUUGGCCAGUAAAGCGAGAUGAGCACCGCAGCCCCAGAGUCGUCCGCGACUGGACCUAAUGGUCAGGGGUCCCUUUACCUAUUUUGGGAUAAUAAGUUUGUGCAGAUAUGGGGCCAGAGAAUCAAAAUGGAGAGGUGGAAAAUGAACAUACCAAGGGCAGAAUUUCCUUAUAGUGGCCAGGUUGUUCUGGUGCUCGAUAUCUUUUAGAAGUUGACCAGUUAGUCUGUUUGCUUUAGUGGGGCCCAUAAUGAGUAGGUGUUCUGGGGAUAGGCCACAAGAGGGAAGUUUUGGAUAGACAGUUUUAAGCCAGGCACUUUUAUGGGAGUCUUGAAGUACUAGGGAUAGUAAACCAGGGUGAUUUGAGUUUAGGCGAAACCAGAAGUUAAAAGUUCUUUGCCAAGUCAGUACUGAAGGGAGACUUGCCUCCAGUCUCAAUGAUGCGUUUGGGAUGAAUGGUGGUACAGAAAAAACCUGCCUUAGAAACUUUGAUUGAACAGCUUCCAAAGUGCUAAGGUGUCUUCUCUGGAGGUGGUGCUUGUUUCUAAAGGCAAAUGUGGAAUCAGAUUGUUGGGUUGCGUGUUGUGGCAGAGACCUGUUCAGAGGAGGCUGUCAAAGCUGGAAGGUCAAGGUUGUGGUGGGGACGGGACAUAAAAAUAAGGGGAUUUUUUUGUGGGUGGGGGAAAAUCUGCAGAGUGCAAAAUCUCCUGAGAACGUAAUCCACAGGUAGGCAAACUAAGGCCCAGGGGCCGGAUCCGGCCCAAUCGCCUUCUCAAUCCUGCCCAUGGACGGUCCGGGAAUCAGCGUGUUUUUACAUGAGUAGAAUGUGUCCUUUUAUUUAAAAUGCAUCUCUGGGUUGUUUGUGGGGCAUAGGAAUUCGUUCAUUCUCCCCCUCCCCAACUAUAGUCCGGCCCCCCAAAAGGUCUGAGGGACAGUGGGCCGGCCCCCUGCUGAAAAAGUUUGCUGACCCCUGGGCCUCAAUCCCUUUGCCUGUGCUGUUCGCACAUCUCAACAUAUCAAUGUUUUGUUGAAUUUCUGUUUUGAAGCAAUUGAUCUGUAAGCUGAAAGGGGGGAACUGGUUGGUUGAUAAACCGGACGAUAAAUAUGUGUUGUGUUAUAAACAUCGUUUUAUUUAUUUAUUUAUUUAUUUAUAAACCCAUAAUAUAGAAAACAUCAUCCUUGAGGGCUAGAAAAGUCUUAAUUCCAGGAACAGCAGUUUUUCACUUGCAUGAAGGCUACUCCUAGGAGCAUUCAUAGAUGACUCCAAGGCAGCCUUUGCCCAGCAGUGAGCAGCUGUUGCAAGUUCUGUGCAGGGAUUUAUGCUGGAAGUUGCUCUUCUUGACAGUGUGUUGUUGUUGUUGUGUUUCCUCCCCUCUGUCCUGCAGAAAGUUGUCUGAAAAGGCGGGGAUUGACGAGGUCAUAGCGGCUGCAGUCCUCACGAGCCUCUCCACCAGCCCGGUUGUGCUUAACAACCCACCCAACGGUUUCAGCGCAGGUAUUGCAAAGACGCUGGGAGGAGAGGGGAGGUUGGGCUUUGAGAAUGGCAAUGCCUGCUUCCUAAUAUUGUCCUGGAUAAUUUUACAAGGUGUUUCUCCCCCCUUUGGGUUUCUGCAACAUGUCAAGUUUACGGUUUACAGCACAUGUAUGGCCGACUUUCUCUUGAUCUACUGUGCCGUGUCUGCCAAAUGAUUUAUAUUUAAAAUACUAUAGAUAUAGAUACAUUCACUGCUUGAUUGUAAAACAAACAAACCUUCAAAUCAGUUUGCGAAAAAGAUAAAACAAUAAAAUGAUAACUAAGAAAAAGUAACAACAGAAGAAAGCUUAAAUAGACUAAAAACACAUGAAAAUUCGUACCAACUUUCUGAACAUCAAGAUAAGUAAAGGGACCCCUGACCAUUAGGUCCAGUCGUGGCCGACUCUGGGGUUGCACGCUCAUCUCUUUCUAUAGGCCGAGGGAGCCAGUGUACAGCUUCUGGGUCAUGUGGCCAGCAUGACUAAGCCACUUCUGGCGAACCAGAGCAGCGCACAGAAACGCCGUUUACCUUCCCGCCAGAGCGGUACCUAUUUAUCUACUUGCACUUUGACGUGCUUUCGAAUUGCUAGGUUGGCAGCAGGGACCGAACGAUGGGAGCUCACCCCAUUGCGGGGAUUUGAACCGCCGACCUUCUGAUCAUCAAGUCCUAGGCUCUGUGGUUUAACCCACCGCGCUACCCGCAUCCCUCUGAACAUCUAGAUAGCAGGUGCCAAAAAGAGUAGUUAGGGAAUCCUAAAGUUUAGGUGCUGCCACACCAAAAGACUGAGUUGUUAUAAAUGCACCUGUAACAGUGCCAACUUCGAUUGAAGUGGUCAAGUGGGCGCAUAUGGGCAAGGCGAUCUAGUAGGCAAACAAGUUGUCACUUGUUGACACCCAUCUGUCUUAAGAGACAAUGGAGUUCACCUCUGGGGGUGAAGUCAGAUUGCUGCUUUAGCAGCAGCAAAACGACCUCCCUGGAGCGCAAAGCCUGAGCAGUUGCCCUCUUGGCCUUGCUGAUGGGGUCCAAAGGAAUCGCAACAAUACACGAAUAUGCAAGUUGUUAAACAAGGCUUUGUAUACCUUGAACCUAGCCUGGUAGCAAAUCGGCUAGCAGGACAGAUCUCUGAGUCCAAGUGUUAUAUGCUGAAAAGGCCUCACUUCUGUCAGCAGUUGGGCAGCUUCCGUAGCAAUUUUUAUUUUUUACUCUUUAAGCCACCACAGGAACAUUUGGGGUGCCUGGCAGGAAGCCCUGUUCCAUGCCAAGCUCUUUUCACCCUUAGCUUAGCCUUGUUCACCAGGGUCUCUGCUUGCAUAAUAACAAUAACAAUAAUAAAUUAUUAUGUAUACCCCACCCAUCUGGCUGGGUUUCCCCAGCCACUCUGGGCAGCUCCCAACAGAAUAUUAAAAACACGAUAAAACAUCAAACAUUAAAAGAUUCCCUAAGCAGGGCUGCCUUCAGAUGUCUUCUAAAAGUCUGGUAGUUGUUUUUCUCUUUGACAUCUGGUGGGAGGGCGUUCCACAGGGCAGGUGCCACUACCGAGAAGGCCCUCUGCCUGGUUCCCUGUAACUUGGCUUCUCGCAGUGAGGGAACUGCCAGAAGGCCCUCAGCGCUGGACCUCAGCGUCUGGGCAGAACGAUGGGGGUGGAGACACUCCUUCAGGUAUACUGAACCGACGCCAUUUAGGGCUUUAAAGGUCAGCACCAACACUUUGAAUGGUGCUCAGAAACAUACUGGAAUGGAGCAUGGAAAGAGGUGUGCGUAGCUCUGACUUUUGCAUGGUUGGAACGAAACCUGCUUCAUCGACUGCCCUGCUGGCUCUUCACUCUGGCCCUGCUGGCAUCUGGCCCUUGGAAGAUCCUGCACAAGGGGCUGUGGCCCUCGGAAUGAAAAUCGUUCUGACACCUGGUUUGGUUUUGGUGCUCCAAGGUGUUUAGGCAUGCUUGGGGUGGUGUGCAGUUCUGACGUCUUUUUUUUCUACCCCGCGGCAGAAACCAAUGGUGAUGUUUGGAAGGAAGUACCGGCCAUGUCCUCCAGCUGCAGCAGCAGCAGUAACAACAGCGGCGACUGGAGCUGGGACCCUCCCAGUGACCUCUCCACCCCCUCGACGCCGUCUCCACCGCUGUCCACGGAGGCUCCCGCCAGCUUCCUUCCCUCGCUGCAGUCGGAGCUGGAGGAGACCGAGACGACUCACUUUCUGUUUGGUGACCCCAUCCCCAGGAAGAGGAAGGUGAGAGAGUGGGGCAAGGGGGGCAUCUUGGGAAAGAAUUGUAGAAUUGGAAGGGACCCCAAGGGACUACUGUAUUUUUUGCUCUAUAUGUUGCACCCGACCAUAAGACGCACCUAGUUUUUAGAGGAGGAAAACGGGGGGGGGGGGGAUUUCUGAAUCUCAGAAGCCAGAACAACAAAAUGGAUCACUGCGCAGCGAAAGCAGUGAUCCCUCUUGCUGUUCUGGCUUCUGGGAUAGCUGCGCAGCCUGCAUUCGCUCCAUAAGACGCACAUACAUUUCCCCUUACUUUUUAGGAGGGAAAAAGUGAGUCUUAUAGAGCAAAAAAUACGGGGGGAAGGAAGGGACCCCAAAGGUCAUCCAGUCCAGCCCCCUGCAAUGCAGGAAUCUCAGCUAAAGAGUUCCUGACGGGUGGUCACCCAACGUCCGCUGAAAGAACUUCAAGGAAGGAGAGUCCACAACCUCCAGAGGGUGACCGUUCCACUGCUGAACAUCUCUUACUGUCAGGCUUGUUGAGUUCAACCCCCAAUGGAAAACAAUAAACCUUUGAAUCUGUGAUUCUACAAGUCACUGAUUGCGGCUGCUUGGUAGCCUUUUUGCCCAAAUCUUCCAGGGCUGAACAGGUUUCUAGUCCCCAGGAUAAGCCUUGAGACUCCGAGGUAGCCCUCAAAAUGGUCCUUUCUCCCGUUUCUUACAGAACUCCACCAAGGUGAUGUUCAAGUGCUUGUGGAAGAACUGUGGGAAGGUGUUGAGCAGUUCGUCUGGGAUGCAGAAACACAUCAGGACCAUCCACCUGGGGUAGGUUUGGGCAUCCUGCUUGGGCCUGGUGGGCCUAUUCAGUUGCUGGCACCGUGGGCAGGUUGGAAUUGCAGUGGGGAGAAAUGUUGACAUGUUGCAUGCUUAAAUGAAGAGGGAAAAGAGUUAUGUGUUUAAAGGUAAAGGGACCCCUGACCAUUAGGUCCAGUUGCGGACGACUCUGGGGUUGCGGUGCUCAUCUCGCUCUACUGGUUAAGGGAGCCGGCAUUUAUCCACAGACAGUUUUUCUGGGUCAUGUGGCCAGCAUGACAAAGCCGCUUCUGGCGAAACCAGAGCAGCGCACGGAAAUGCUGUUUACCUUCCUGCCAGAGCGGUACCUAUUUAUCUACUUGCAUUUUGAUGUGCUUUCAGACUGCUAGGUGUGCAGGAGCAGGGACCGAGCAACGGGAGCUCACCCCGUCGCGGGGAUUUGAACCGCUGACCUUCUGAUCGGCAAGCCCUAGGCUCUGUGGGGUCAUGAAGAGUCAGACAUGACUAAAUAACAACAAGAAGAAGGAAAUCAGCCCUGAGUGCAAUCUUUCUUCACCCCUAAUUCCAGUGGUUGCUGCUAGCCCCCCUCCAUUUAUUUAUUUUUUUACUUCCGCCAGGAGGAAAGCUGACCUGGAUCAGAGCGAUGGGGAGGAAGACUUCUACUACACGGAGCUGGACGUCAACGUGGACUCCUUGACGGACGGCCUGUCCAGCCUGACGCCCGUCUCCCCCACCUCCUCCGUACCCCCGGCCUUUCCCGCCUUGGAGGAGCUGCAGCCAGUGCCGGGGCCUCCUUCGUUCAGUCCAGACAUUUCCACGGCGCCUCACCUGAGCCAGCCGACGCACAUGGCCAUCCUCAGCCAAUCGGCGCCUACGAGCGUCUGCCACAUCCAAGCCGACCAUGCGUACCAGGUGGGCUCUCCGGAUUGGAGCGCUGUCUGGAGCUUGGGGCAGGGGCGAGGAGCCUUUUUCAGCUUGGGGUCCGCUACACCUCAUUCGCAACCUUCCCUGGGCCGCUUGGCCAGAGAGGCAAAGCGGGACAGAGCAAUGAAUAGGACUCUUACCGUUGCACCUUAGAUUACCGUAUUUUUUGCUGUAUAAGACGCACCAGACCACAAGACGCACCUAGUUUUUGAAGGAGGAAAACAAGAAAAAAAAUAUUCUGAAUCUCAGAAGCCCAGAACAGCAAGAGGGAUCGCUGUGCAGUGAAAGCAGCAAUCCUUCUUGCUGUUCUGGCUUCUGGGAUAGCUGCGCAGCCUGCAUUCGCUCCAUAAGACGCACACACAUUUCCCCUUACUUUUUAGGAGGGAAAAAGUGCAUCUUAUAGAGCGAAAAAUACGGUAUAUUCCAGCUGUGCAAAAGUCAGAGGCUUCUACGCGUAACACGUCUCUCUAUAAUGCUUCCAGGCAAGCAGGAUUAUUUAUUGCAAUUGUAUCUCACCUUUGCUCAAGGCGGCCUGCAUACUUUCCCCGCGUUUUACCCUCAAAACAACAACCCUGCGAGGUAGGCUAGGCUGGGAGUGAGCGAAUGGCCCAAGGCCACCCAGUGAGCUUCAUUGCUGAGCAGGGAUUCGAACCCAGGCCUCACAGGGUCCUAGCCCAGCACUCUAUAACCACUACGCUGCCACCACUGGCUGUCAAGGAUGCAUUAAGCACUCGGACAGGGUGUGGCCCCUGGGGAGGGGAAAGGGCUGCAGAGAGAAAUCGGGUGGCGGGCAGCAAUUGGCCCACCCAGGCCGGAUGUGCCCUACCCCAGGUUUAGUGGGGGUGGGAUAUGAAUUGCUGGGGGAAAUGCUCACCGAAUAAGGAUGGCUCAGGAACCCCGAUACGGGGCAAAACCAGGUUUUCCUGUGUCCCCUCCCCCAAUACUCAAAAUUGGUGACCUUUUGUUUCUAAAAACAAAACAAGAAAUGCCACUUUGCUUUGAUUUCCAGGCGACGGGUCCUGCUGGCGUUCCGGCCGAUCUGAAAGCGCCACCCACUGGAAUGGAAAUCAGCAUAUCAUGGCAGCAGCCAACCUUUUUUCCACCUCUGCCCCCUGUCCUUUUUAAAAGCCCCCCGGUAAGUAACCCAGAGGGCCACGCUCGACUCCUCCCCUCUCCUCUGCCAGUGUUGUGGAGUGGUUAGAGUGUUGUACUCUGAUGACCUGGGAGAUCAGGGUUCGAAUCCCCUGCUCAGCCAGGAAGCUCUCGCUGGCCUUUGUUACCUUGGGUCAGCCACCUUCUCUCAGCCUAACCUACGUCUUAGGGUCACUGUUGCGAUGGGCAAGGGGGAAAACGGUGUACACCUUUGAACUCCUUAGAAGAACAGGUGGGAUAUGAAGGUAAUAAAUAUAAAUGGGCAGCUAUCUGUCCUGGAUGCUUUAGCUCAGAUUCCUGCACGGCCGGGGGUUGGACUAGAUGACCCUCGGGUGCCCUUCCAACCCCACAAUUAUUUGAAAUGAAUAAAUAAAUGCGGCUGCUGGCUACAGAGAUCCAUUGGUGUAGUCACCACCCACCAACGAAUUUAUUUUAGAAUGCUGUGUUACUUUUAUUGUUGUUAGCCGCUCUGAGCCCGGCUUCGGCUGGGGAGGGUGGGAUAUAUAUAAAUAAUAAUAAUAAUAAUAAUAAUAAUAAUUAUUAUUAUUAUUAUUAUUAUUACAGUGGUACCUCGGGUUAAGUACUCAGUUCGUUCCGGAGGUCUGUUCUUAACCUGAAACUGUUCUUAACCUGAAGCACCACUUUAGCUAAUGGGGCCUCCUGCUGCCGCUGUACGAUUUCGGUUCUCAUCCUGAAGCAAAGUUCUUAACCCAAGGUACUAUUUCUGGGUUAGCGGAGUCUGUAACCUGAAGCGUAUGUAACCCGAGGUAACACUGUAUUAUUAUUAUUAUUACAAUGGUACCUUGGGAUGCAAACAGGAUCCGUUCCGGAGCCCCGUUCACAUCCCGAAUGGAACGCAAGAUGCAACGGCACGUCUGCACGUGCGCGGGUCGCGUUUUGGCGCUUCUGCGUGUGCACGUUACAUCAUUUUGACGGUCUGCGCAUGUGCGUGCGACAAAACCCGGAAGUAAUGCGCUCCGUUACUUCUGGGUCUCUGCGGAGCGCAACCCGAAUUUGCCUAACCCGAAGUGUAUUCAUCCCAAGGUUUGACUGUAUGGUCUCUAGUUAAGAUGCCUCUCGCGGGUGGGUAUGUCUUUGGCAGCAGAAGAUGCAGCUGUCCCAUGUUGGUCUCUGAACGUAAGACGACCACAGCAGGAUGAGGCCCAUCUAAUCCAGCAUCCGCUUCUCACGGUGGCCGACCACAGGCCUGUGAGAAAGCUGCAAGCAGGAUUCGAACACAAGCCCUCUCCGGUGGUUUCCAGCAACUUGUAUUCGGAAACAUUGCUGUCUCUGACUGUGGAGGCAGAGCGUAGCUGUCAUGACUAGCAGCCUUCGAUAGCUGUCUCCUCCUCUGCUGCUGCUGUCGCCCCCCCCCCCCCCCCCGGGCCCAGAGUUAUAUCGCUGUUGCUCCGAUUGCUGCAAAGUUAGGGCACAAUGCACAAAAGUAAUAUUUUUUCUCCUUUCCCUCCCCCCAGGGCUGCCUAACCCCUAUCCGGCCUGCUGACAUAGGAGAAAAGCGCCCACAGGUCCCUCCUGUGCCCGCUGCCAAGGGGCACCCAUCAGUGCCCUCUUCCAUGCCAAAGCCUGCCACGGGCACAAGGUGAGUUGCCAGCUGGUGCUCUUGCUUACGUCUCCACCCACCGUUUGGUGUCUCUGUUUUGAAAAUAGAACGGAAAUUUGCAUCGCUCCCCUUUAGCCUCUUAAAAAGUUUUGGUUUUCACACUCGUCUGUUCAGGCUCUGCUUGUGCCCCGAGAAACUCAUUUUAAAAUCUAGGGUGGGGGUGAAUUUAAGGGGAAAGGAGUUGUUUCUCGCAUACUGUACAUUGAAACUUGCAGGUGUGCCUCUGGAGUAGAACAAGCACCAUUUGACACUUGAGGUGCUUCCAGAGAGAGAAAGUGGAGCUAUCCCCAACUGAGGUCUGUUCUGCUUUAAGCUGCCCGUGAAAUAGCAACUUUCCUUCCAGGCUUGGAGGACCCACAUAAGCUCCUGUAGGCAGUCCACCUUUUCCUAUCCCCAAAUGUGCUGGUGAUGGUGGGGUUUUCACUGGGGCUAUGGGGUGGGAGGAAAGGGUUAAAUCCUUCUGGACGCCCACCCACCCCAACCUCUCUCCAUCCUGCGCUUGUGACCAGGGUUACAGCCGCUAAAACAGAAUGUCUAGUUGCCAUCUGGGGGCCAGGCGGCGAGAAACUUGUAUCGCAGGUAGAAUUCAACGGGGUGUGUGCGAAAAAAAGGGCAAGAUCCAGGGAUCCCCAGACAUGCACCUCCAGAGGGUGGAGGUGUCAAAUGCCAUCCUGCCGCCCGGGCAUCUUCACUCGGUUGGAAGCGGCCUGGUUAAUUUCUAGCGCUGCUGCAAGUACCUCCUCCAAGACAAACAAGUGCAGAAAGCAAUGAGCACAUUGUGCAUUGCAAACAUGAGAGGCAUUUUGUUGGUCAGUACUAGAGUCUUAAGUUUGGCCAUUGUACCAUUGUACUGUGGAGAGUGUAUUAACUUAUGUGUGUGGUUUGGGAGCUGCACGGUCAGGGAAAAAACAAUGUUGUCCAGGGUUGUAAAGACUGUGAAGAGAAUAAUUGGGUGCACUCUUCCCACCUUGGAUCAAAUCUAUGCUUCCAGGUGCCAUAAGAAAGCUGCAGAGAUAGUGCAGGAUAGUGCGCACCCCAGAAAUGAUCUCUUUCAGCUUCUGCCUUCUAGAAGAAGGUACAGGGUUAUAAAGACUAGGACUAGUCGUCUGAGAAACAGUUUCUAUCCAAAUGCGAUUUUGGUUUUAAACGCAGUGCAAGGUAGUCUCUAUGGGAGUAAAGGUAAAGGGACCCCUGACCAUUAGGUCCAGUCGUGGCCGACUCUGGGGUUGCGGCGCUCAUUCGCUUUAUUGGCCGAGGGAGCCGGCGUACAGCUUCCGGGUCAUGUGGCCAGCAGGACUAAGCCGAUUCCGGCGAACCAGAGCAUCAUACGGAAACGCCAUUUACCUUCCCGCCGGAGCGGUACCUAUUUAUCUACUUGCACUUUGAUGUACUUUUGAACUGCUAGGUUGGCAGGAGCAGGGACCGAGCAACGGGAGCUCACCCCGUUGCGGGGAUUCAAACCGCCGUCCUUCUGAUUGGCAAGUCCUAGGAGUAUAUAGUAUACCUAGGAGUAUAUUGUAUUUAAUUAUGGGGUAUCUGAGUUUUUAGGGCGCUAACCAGGCUGGGAUAGCAGACUUGUUGGGUUUGAAUGUCUGAUGUCAUUUUUUUCAAUUUCGUUGUUCUGUAUGGGACAAUGACAAUAAAGAUUAUCGUAUCGUAUCGACCUGUCCGCACAGGGAGCUCCUCCUCUCUCCCUCUCCUUCAACGGCCUUUUCUGCUCUGCCUCUUUGCAGGAAGCCUCGCGGCGAGGCCAAGAAGUGCCGCAAGGUGUACGGGAUGGAGAACCGCAACAUGUGGUGCACGGCCUGUCGCUGGAAGAAGGCCUGCCAGCGGUUUGUCGACUGAGCCGAGUCCCCCUGCGGCCCAGCUCCGGGGAGGCUGCCCGCCCGCCCGCCUGGGCUCUUCCCCCUCCUCGUCGCGCGAUUUGCACUUCUGUGCCUUCCAGCCUGACCUCCCUGGCCGUCCGCCCCCCUUCCUGGCAGCACCUCCCUCUCCCCGCCCCCCUGCCCCCACCCAAGGUGGGGACUCUCAUCUGUGCCUUGGCUCAGGAAAAAGGAGAUUCUGCUGCGGACGGUGGCAGUGUAGCAAGGAAGGAACCCCUGCCUUUCCCAAGAUGUGCACAGCCCAGGCAGGCUCUCUCGACCCCCACAAUAGGAACACUCUGGUGCUUUUUCCCCCUAACCUUUUUUUAAAAAAUACCUGCCACCAAUUUUUCUUGGCCAAAUGGCAGCUUUUCCCACAUCCGCACAUGUGAAGAUUGAGCCUUUUUUUCUGUUGGGGGGGGGUUCUGUUUGAAAUAAGCUAUUUCUUUUCCUUCUCCCUGUAUCCUUUCCUCCUCCCCUUUGUAGCCUUAAGGUCAGGGAUGGGGAGCCUAUAGCCUCCCAGAAGAUGCUCAUUUCAGCUCCCAGCAUCCCUGGCUGGGGCUGAUGGGAGUUGGAGUCCAGCAGUCCUUGGAGAGGGUCCCCCACCCCUGCUCUCUAGGGUCUGAGGCGAGGGGGGGCAGCAGCCAUCAGUGCCCUGUGAGAAGGCUGCCAAACCCAAAGAGCUAAUUCGAGGCAGGCCAAGCCAAUGGUAGCUCUUCCUGCCCUCAGAGGAAAGGAGAACAAGUUUUUAUCCCAUGGCUAACGGAGAACACAGACUUUUGCACCUGGGCUUUCCUCCUCUUCUCCUUGUGCAUUUUCUGUUUCAUUAUUUUGCUUCGGUGAAUCAGGCAUUCGACAGAAAGGAAAAUGCCCCCGUCUCCAGCACCUUCAGCUGUUUUCACGUAUCGGUUGCAACACAACUUUCAGAAAGAGAAAGGUGUUUUUGUCUGUUUUUGUAUAGGUUUUGAAGGUAGUGAGUCUAAUCUAGGACUCUGAUGCAGUUGCCGGCGGGGGGGCGUUGAAUCUGUAGGGUGUCCUUGGAGCCUGAGAAGUUUUAUCUCCUCGUCUUCAUUCACUACCUGCCUUCUCUCUUCCACCUCCACCCUCCAAGACACGGAGAAGAAGGCCGUAUUAUAAGAAACAUCCAGACUUUUGCAACCUGGCUUAAGAAUGGUCCCAUGGUGGAUUUGAAUACCUUGGUCUCUUGCAAGAAAUAAGCUAUGCACGGGAAAAGGCAGCCUGCUCUUUCCCCCCCACAAGAGCCAGAAUGAAUUUGCAUUACAAGUUACUCUGACCACACAAAGGAACACUUCAACUCCCAUACGUGCAAUCCCAGACUCUCUCGAAUUUUGUGUGUGCCGGCAGGUAAUCAGGAAAUGGAUCUGCGGCAGGUUUUGACUUGGGUGCCAGAUGUGGGUGGCAAAGUUGAAAUUUCAGUGAUGAGACUCGCAACUCCCUCCCACCUGACAAUUCUGGCCCGAAUUUGAAUUUUGGAAUCAGGAUUUUCUGCGUUUCGUAUUCGGAGGAAACUUGCCAAAUGUCGAACAUUGAGGUUUCAUUUUGGUCUGUUUUUCCAUCUCCCUUCCACCUUCUGAACUGCUGCGGCUUAUUUUGGGGGGAGUAAUUGCCAUUUUGUAGCUGUUCUUGGGGUGGAGUGGGGUCCGAACCAAGCAGUGAUGAGCUUGCUUGCACUUAAAUGCACCAGAUGCCAGAAUGAUGUGCUUUAAAUGGAAUUAGUCCAAUGCACCUGUGUCACUGGACACACAGUGCAAAGGCAUGACCUUUCCAGAGAACUCUACGCAACCUCCCCACCCACCCACCUCAAGCAGUGUCUUGGGUCUCCCUUUCAUUUGGGUGGGGAGGGGUCGCUCUUGUGCAGUGGAAGUCCGCAUUGCAGCUGUUUCCUAAACCUUUUUUUAAUUUGGGAAAGUGAACAUUGAUUUUUAUUUUUUCUCAAGUAUCGCACCUGUAAAACAUGUUGAUAUCCUUACCCAAAUUUCACCCAUCUCCAUAAAUAUUUAGCUAGGCUGUUAGAUUUUUUUCCCUUUUUUUGUUUUAGGAGCCAGGUCUUUAUAACCAAACUAAUCCCGUUAAGGUUUUAAAUGUUUCGCCCUUCGUUUUUUUUUUAAUUAUUAUUAUUUUCGUGCCACACUUCAACCCCUGAGAUGUUUCUUGUAGCUAAAUAGCUACUUGUCUGAAAGACAGACCUUGUAAAGUUUGGUAGCUAUUAAUGGGAAUCCAUGGUCCUCAGAUGAAAUCUGCUUUUAGCCAAAAUGUACCCAGAGGGAACCGCGCUGAAACGACAAGCAGCGGCAGGAGUGCGUCUCCAUUCUUGCGCCGCUGCCUUAUUUCAGCGGCAUUUGCACAUUGUGUUGCACAUUUCCAAGGUGCCUGCGCCUGUCGUCCUCAUGCUUUGAAAAUGAGGACGAUCAGCUUUGGGAACCAGACUGCCGGGAAAUGCCUCAUUCGAUCGCCACUCUUUGCACUACACCAAACUGCACAAGGAUUUGAGGGUUUUUUUGGUAUGAUGUUCUUUAAGAAAUCAAAUGGUAGCAAAGUUUGCAUUUUUAAGGCCUGCCUCCCCCUAUUACACAAGGUGAAUGUUAGGUGGUUGGGGAGGUUAUCCUGUUAACUUUCCAAAAGUCUGGCUUCCAUUUUUGUAGAGGGAAUGAACCUCACUCCCCAACCUGCAACUUACUUUCUCUCUCCCUCUCACUUUAAGCAAAACUGCACUGGCUAGUGAGAGAGGUAGUUCUUCUCUCUCCCUGCCGCCCCCGCCCCCCAUUUUUUAAAAAAGCUUUGCUGUGCAGUCUCUUGCCUGCAGUGGAACGGACAAAGUCCUCCCGAGUCGGCCACAAUUGUUGUUAACUGUUGGAAGAUAAUCAGCCCUUUCCCCAUCACCCCUAUUCAAAGUGGCCUUUUCGAGACGAAGGCUGCGGUCCUUUGUGUGCUUAUGGAGCAGGAUGCCCUCUUGAGGGACUUGCUUCUGAGUAAGCAGUCAGAUUGUGCUGCAUGGCAAGCAACUGUGUGUGUGUUUGUGUGUAUGUGUGUGUUCAGGAAGCUUUAUUUUAUAUAUAAAUAUAUAUAAAAGCAGCUUUGGAAUCUGUUAAAAAGUUCAGAUUAUUUUAUUGUAUGAAAUCUCGGGUGCCCCCACCUUGGAGACAUUAGAGCGGCAGCUCUCCAUUGAAUGUAGACUUACUUCUGAGUAAGCGUGGGUAGGAUUGCGCUCCAAGGGUCUGAGACUUGUUUGGAAGCACUUGUGUGUGAACCCAGCUGAAGUGAAUGGGACUUACCUCUGAGUAAACAUGGUUAGAACAUGAAACCAACCAUAGAUGUUCAAGAGAGGAACAGCUGUUCCUGGACAAUAUCCAUGCACAUGGGAAGUUUUAAAGGCAUGGCAGAGUAAAUGCGAAGUUAGAAUCUUCCUCACGUGCUUGUUUUGUAUAUCCAGGGAAUUUUCUAACGUGGAACAGCAGCAACUUCCCCUGCCUGCAGUAGCAAGCCACUAUAAGUGCCAGCAGCAGAAGACUGUGAAAAAAAACCUAGUCACAUGACUUGGCUUGUCAAGGGAUGAGCCCCCACCCUUCUCUGUUAAAUAGCUGGAGGUCAAGUGGUACUUUGGUCCCAAUGACACUUGCCCUAGAGCAGGCUUCUUCAAACUUGGCCCUCCAGAUGUUUUUGGCCUACAACUCCCAUGAUCCCUAGCUAGCAGGACCAGUGGUCAGGGAUGAUGGGAGCUGUAGUCUCAAAACAUCUGGAGGGCCAAGUUUGGGGAAGCCUGCCCUAGAGCAAGCUUUUUCAAUGUUGGGUCUCCAGAUGUUGGACUGGAACUCCCCAUCAUCCCUGCCCUCUGGUCCUGCUAGGUAGGAAUGAUGGGAGUUGUAGUCCAGCAAUGUAGCGUAGGGGGACCUAACGUUGAGAAAGGCUGCCUAGAACGUUGCCAAAGGCAAGGAAGUGAAACGAAGGAUCUGGUUUAUCCGCCAUGCCCUCCAGGUCACGGAAGCUGCAAAGUGGGCUGUGGAAUUUGAAUCUUUCCGGUAGAAUCGGGGCUUUUGAGGAUUCAGAUCUGCCUUCCUCUGAGAGGGGCACCUUUCCUCCCUGGCCUGCCCUGCAUAUUUCCUGACAUUUAAAAUGCAAACCAAAACUGGAUUGAAGCCAGAAUGUGCUUUAAGACUGUUGGCUGCCAAGGGGAGAAGUAGACGAGACUGCCCCUUGCAAGCAUUUAUUUGAUCCUCAGUAGGUGAAGCUUUUCCCAGCCUGGAGGGAAUACUUGCUACCUGAAGAUCAAGCAGCCGUGUCUGGCACAGAAGUAAAGGGAAGAUUUCUUUUUUUUAAAGUUGGCAACCUUACUCCAUUUUCUUCCUCCCCGCCCCACUUAUUUAAACCAGCAAGCCUCUGCUUUAACUUCAAACGGCAAAAGAAAAUAUUAAAAGAGUAUUGACAGCCUAAGAGGCUAGUGUCUUAUGGUACUGGGUUAAAUCGGUGGUUUCCUUGCAGUUGUUCCUUCCUCAAGAAACCAACUAAGAUGAGGGCUUAUCUGCACUUCCUCUUCCCCGGUUUCUCCCCUCCCCCUGAAAACCGCUCUCUAGUGUUCAAUUGAGCAAACUGCAAUUGGGUUUUCUGCAGAUUGCUGUUGGUUGUGUUUUUCCCAGGAAAAGGAGAACCGUGCUUCCUAGGCAUUGGAGAAGCUCAAGUGUAGACAAGCCCUGACACAGUUGCAUGAUAUUUGCAUAUAAUAGUUAAUAUGUAUAGGAGCACAGACAUGUUGAUUUUCAGAUUGGGGGAUGGAUAGGAGUCCCAUGGUCAGAUGCACCUUGUCUUAACAACACCCCUGGAGGGAGGGCUUUUUGUCCUCAGAAGUUUCAGCAGAAGCAAAACACUUCCAAAACGCAGCCGAGACGCCUCGAGCACCCCGUGGGUGUUUGCACUUCAACUGGGAUGUUCACAGUUUGAAAUCUUACCUUAAAUAUUUAUCGGUGGCAUUUUAGCCCUGUGCUAAAAUGCCAUUGCUUCUAAAUCACCGUAAGCCUUAAAAAAAGAGAUAGAAAAACCCAUUCAAGUAAUAAAAAGUGGGGUGGGAGAGAUCAGUGGUUGCCCUUUCCUCAAGUAAAAUUUGCAGUGCCCAGCAGUGAUAUCCAGUUAACAUUGCAUCUGUGCAAAGAUUUAAACUUGUGCACUAGACUGCCCUUCUCUACACCCCCUCCCGGCACACGAUCCUAAAUUUUCUCUGGGUGGUUGGUGGUGGUGGGAACCCAGAGCAUAUUUAGGAGAGAGCAUAGGGUGGGGGGGAAUCUAUUGCACUAGUUUAAAUCUGUGUGCUGAUGGAAGAAGUUCCUUAGUUCUACUUUGUAUACACCCCCUGGGCUGCAGGCAGUUGGAAAAGGCAGUCAAACAUGCUGGGAGAAUAAUCUCUGGUUUUUGGCAGUGAUGUGACCAACUAUCGUAUUCCCAAGUCGGGCUUGUUGCUGUGUAUUAGAUCACUUUCAAGAGAGUUUGCACAAAUCUCAAGCCCCAUUUUUUUUGCAGUAAGUGGCCAAUAUUUGUUGGAUCUUGACAAUGCCAGAUACAGUUGGUGAAGCUCCGUAAAUACCUGUUUCCCCACUUGAAUUCCCAGAAUUAGGUUCUGCCCUGUGCAUACCUUUUGGGACAUUUUAACGUUUGAGUGGGAUUAUAGCCAUUAACUAAAUCCUUAAACAUGCAAUGUUUAAGGGCGGUCAGAUAAAACAGAAUAAAAGGGUCUUGGGGGAGUAGGUUGGGGGAAAUACCAGGUUUUUGACUGGCAUCCUAUCUGUUAAAAACUCCCUGCAGGUAAAAAGCUAGCACAGCAUAUAGAGUAGGGCUGCGUGAGAUCCCUUCUCAAUGUGCUGAAUUUCCACUUCCAGGGAGUUGUUUUACGAAGGGGUGCUUUCAACUCCGGUUUCUACAAGCUGCGGCUGCUGCUUGUGUAGGCUAAGUCUAGCAUCCAUCCAGGGCUUUUAUGAUUCUAUAAAUGCCAUUUUAAUGGCCUCCAAAUGGAGGUCAACACAGAGCUUGCAGUGCCUGGGAUGUUCCCCUACCCUCCUUUUUGUGAGGGACUUUGGCUUCUUUGAGGAAAGGUUGCCAUUCCACAACCUGCCUGAACAGUCUCUUUGCAUUAGCAACUGCAAGCAGCAGAGAAUGCAUGUAAAAAUUCCCCAGCAUAAAGACGCUUUUAACUUGAUUCAUAUUUAUGGCCUUGUCUGUUCUCUACAUUGCUUUAAAUAUCAAUCUAGCAAAGCAAAACAACACAUUAAAAAGUGGGACAGCUCACUGUUGGCAGGCGCAACAAAAUUGGGUCAAAUUGCCGGCUGGGCCUUGCAUCAGUGGAAUGUGGAACAUGCCUGUUGGUUCUGGGAAUCAUCCCUGGCAGGGCUAGACUGUCUGUAAAUGAGGAUUGGACAGUGUGUCAACUUGAUCAUAAUCUCAGAUCAGAGGCAGCCGGCUUCAGAAGCCGUUUGUGGGUGUUAAGCGUUACUGCUCUAUUCUGCUUUUCAGAGAAUGGCCAGACGGUGAGGAACUGAUUUUGCCACAAUAUCCCAAAACCUCCUUGGAGGUUGCAAGAUUAAAUUGGCACUUCCUUUUUGUAGCUGGGGCAUCUGCAGUUAUGGAGAGCGUGUAGUUUUGACAUUGAAUGUAUCUUCCCCAUGUUUUGAUGACUGUUUUUUUUAGGGCCACAGGCAGACAAAUCCUUUUCUAGAUCAAUGAUCUCCCACUUGUGACGCACAGGGGAGCUAUGGCGCUAUUAGCAAAACACAAACACUUUUUUUCUGUGUGUGUGUAUAAAAAUAGCAAGCUAAAACAUUCCUAAGUGCUGCCACAGCAAGAAAUGUAUUUUGAAAAGCUUUUUAAAAAACAAGCCAAGAGAAGAGGAAGAAACCAAACUAGGAUUUUUGUUUUGCUACGGUUGGAAGGAUAUUUACACAGCCCAGAAUGCGACAAACAGUUCUCUUCUUUGCCUGCCCCCCUUUAAGGAACCUUUUCUUUCAGGAUGUUCAAAGUGUGGAGGUGGCGCUUCUUGUACUGACUGUGUGUCUGCGUGUAUGUCUGUAUGUGUGUGCUGUGCUGUGCUCAGGUGACCUUUGGUAUCAGAGGAAGCGUGCCAAUCAAAUUGAGACUUUUAUCAGAUAUUCAGAGGGGAAAAAAGUUGCUGUUUUUCAAGAA